Coregonus sp. 'balchen' is the source of this 81180-nucleotide messenger RNA. NCBI's taxonomy places the organism in Eukaryota, Metazoa, Chordata, Actinopteri, Salmoniformes, Salmonidae. The record is from the annotation of a GenBank genome assembly.
AUGGCCUCCAGUGGUAACUUCCUGUGUCUAAACUGUACUCUCUCCGGAGCCUUCAACAGAAGGGGCCAAGUGAGGAUUGCAGUGUUAUAAGGGGAGAAUUUAAACAAGUAAUGGUUAACAGGUGUGUGUGUGUGUGUGUGCCUGUGCCCGUGUGUGGGUGCUUUUGGUUUUGUGUCUCCUGGCUUGGCCUGGUUGGGAGAGCGCCAUGCUAACAAAUUAGCUACUCGUUCCACACAGACAGCGUGUGGUCGCUAGUAGCUCCUGCACUGGGGGAGAGAUGUGACUGUAGACCAUCAUGAUCCAUACAGCCAGCUCUGCAUCCACGCUGUAGGCCUAGUUGAUUGUUUUCAUAUUGGGCCUCAUCGUAAAUCAACAUUGAUGUCAUUAUAGUAGCAAUGACAAUUAUGCUAAUAGUUCCCAAAAAUAUCACUCACUCGUUCGCUCGGUCCAAACCCAUGAGGCAACAGAGGACUUUUCACAGGAUCGGGUCGGGGGGACAGAUGGAGCUUGUGGGGGAGGGGUGGUCAACCACUUUCUGACAAUUUGGGUAAUAGGAGGGUCAUUUGGGGUCCUGAGAACCCAGAAAGAUGUGAGGCACAGCUUUCUCAUAGUCUCCCCUUCCUCUAUUCUGCUGUUCCUCCUUUUGAUUCAGUCUGUUUUCCUCGCUAUUGCCAACGAAAGGCAGUGGGAGCGGGUAGAGAGGGGAAAGGGUGGCAUAGGUGAGAGAGAGGGAUAUGGAAGAGGGAGAGGAGAAAGAAACAAUGAGAGGAACGAUACCGAGUGAGAAAAAGAAGGGAGAGGGUGGUGGUAGGAAAGGAAGUAGUUUUAUUAACUAUGAUACUCUGAUGGAGUGAGGUAUGAGGAAUGAGUAAUAUGGGGCUUUUCUAGCUUGGGGUUGUUUUAAGAAAGAGAAGGAGAGCUAGAGGAAAAAAAAGAGAGAAGAGAGGGAUUGUUCAGAGUGAGCGCCUAGCGAGGACCAUUGUUCAUCCCUUCCUUUUGAGCUAAAGGAGACAGGGGAGGUUCACACACCACUCUCAGGCAUCCCGCUGGGCACCCCGGAAGGGGGCCUUUGCAGUUGGUAAAGAGGGCUCGGCCAUACGGAUAAAUCACACUGAAUGGAGGGGUCUGUGUUUUCAGUUUUAUUCUCUUUCCAAAAAGGAGCCAGAGACAGAGGGAAUUCAACCGCAACCACAGGUUGUCCGCUUCGGUUUUAGAGUGGUCUUGCCUUCAAGUCACCAAUUUAAUGUGGGUUUUGUUGUUGUGUGCGUUUGCACGUUUGAGUGUGUGCGUUUGUGACUCUUAAAACCCUCACCUCUCUAUCUUGAGCUACUAAGGGUCACAUCACCUGUCUACAAAACAGCCAACUAUUGUACAACUUAACGCACUGUGAAGACUGUUUUGCGGACAGAAUGAGUCGCCCUAAAAGUCUUCCCUGGCUGAAACACGUGUUUGACCCAGGCCCAAACUCUUCUAGGAACUACUAUCAACUUCUAGGAUGUUGUUCUCCAGUGUCUGGGGAAGGGACAUGGUUACAACAUGGUGGAUAUUGACAAAUUGGUAUUUGUAAGUCGGCGUCUUGUAGCCAGUCACAUUCUGCUGAGUGGUCUUCUUCAGAACAAGACUUUCCACAGACAGGAUGUGUGUGUGUGUGCUCAAGUGUUUGUGCAUGCGUGCCUGUUUGAGACAAUUAUUUUAUAGGUCAUUGUUGGACUGAUAGCAGUGCCAUACAAACUCAAAUCAUAAUGGCAAACUCAGUUAGACAUUUUCAAAUGUAAUGAGCUCCAUGUUGUGAACUAAAGUCUUACUGUUAUGGAACAUGUGGUGCCAACAUGGAGGACAUGCUGACCCUUCUACACAAUAUCUACAGUCGUGGUCAAAAGUUUUGAGAAUGACACAAGUAUUGGUCUUCACAAAGUUCGCUGUUAUGAUAUAUUUUUGUCAGAUGUUACUAUGGUAUACUGAAGUAUAAUUACAAGCAUUCCAUAAGGGUCAAAGGCUUUUAUUGACAAUUCCAUUAAGUUUAUGCAAAGAGUCAAUAUUUGCAGUGUUGACCCUUCUUUUUCAAGACCUCUGCAAUCCACCCUGGCAUGCUGUCAAUUAACUUCUGGGCCACAUCCUGACUGAUGGCAGCCCAUUCUUGCAUAAUCAAUGCUUGGAGUUUGUCAGAAUUUGUGGGUUUUUGUUUGUCCACCCGCCUCUUGAGGAUCGACCACAAGUUCUCAAUGGGAUUAAAGUCUGGGGAGUUUCCUGGCCAUGGACCCAAAAUGUCAAUGUUUUGUUCCCCGAGCCACUUAGUUAUCACUUUUGCCUUAUGGCAAGGUGCUCCAUCUUGCUGGAAAAGGCAUUCGUCGUCACCAAACUGUUCUUGGAUGGUUGGGAGAAGUUGCUCUGGGAGGAUGUGUUGGUACCAUUCUUUAUUCAUGGCUGUGUUCUUAGGCAAAAUUGUGAGUGAGCCCACUCCCUUGGCUGAGAAGCAACCCCACACAUGAAUGGCCUCAGGAUGCUUUACUGUUGGCAUGACACAGGACUGAUGGUAGCGUUCACCUUGUCUUCUCCGGACAAUGUGUUUUCUGGAUAUAAUAUGCCAUUUAGCAGACAAUUUUAUCCAAAGCGACUUACAGUCAUGCGUGCAUACAUUUUUUUGUGUAUGGGUGGUCCCGGAGAUCGAACCCACUACCUUGGCGUUACAAGCGCCGUGCUCUACCAGCUGGGGAAAGGGGAUUCAUCAGAGAAAAUGACUUUACCCCAGACUUCAGCAGUCCAAUCCCUGUACCUUUUGCAGAAUAUCAGUCUGCCCCUGAUGUUUUUCCUGGAGAGAAGUGGCUUCUUUGCUACCCUUCUUGACACCAGGCCAUCCUCCAAAAUUCUUCGCCUCACUGAUGCACUCACACCUGCCUGCUGCCAUUCCUGAGCAAGCUCUGCACUGGUGGUGCCCCGAUCCCGCAGCUGAAUCAACUUUAGGAGACGGUCCUGACACUUGCUGGACUUUCUUGGGCGCCCUGACGCAUUCUUCACAACAAUUGAACCUCUCUCCUUGAAGUUCUUGAUGAUCCGAUAAAUGGUUGAUUUAGGUGCAAUCUUACUAGCAGCAAUAUCCUUGCCUGUGAAGCCCUUUUUGUGCAAAGCAAUGAUGACAGCACAUGUUUCCUUGCAGGUAACCAUGGUUAACAGAGGAAGAACAAUGAUUUCAAGCACCACCCUCCUUUUAAAGCUUCCAGUCUGUUAUUCUAACUCAAUCAGCAUGACAGAGUGAUCUCCAGCCUUGUCCUCGUCAACACUCUCACCUGUGUUAAUGAGAGAAUCACCUGACAUGAUGGCAGCUGGUCCUUUUGUGGCAGGGCUGAAAUGCAAUGGAAAAGUUUUUGGGGGAUUAAGUUCAUUUUCAUGGCAAAAAGGGACUUUGCAAUUAAUUGCAAUUCAUCUGAUCACUCUUCAUGACAUUCUGGAGUAUAUGCAAAUUACCAUCAUCAAAACUGAGGCAGCAGACUUUGUGAAAAUUAGUAUUUGUGUCAUUCUCAAAACUUUUGACCACGACUGUACAUGGCCAUUCUGCGCUUUUCAUUACAAGCCUUUAGGCAUGGGUUUUUGAAAUUAUUUAACUAUUGAAAUAAUAUCCUGCAUUAUUUCCCAGAUAUCCAGAUAGUAAAAAAUGCCACAACAGCAGACAGUGUGCAGUUGUUUUCAGGGUGCUGUAUCGGUAGUCUUUGGCUAACAGCAACAGUGAAAGAGCGGUCUGAUGUUCACCAUCAUAGAACUGAUACUGUUUAAAAAAAAGUUUUCUGGUAAGUGUUUUGCAUUGAUCUGUGGUCAGGUCUUGUGGACCCUCUGUUGGUGCGCGCCUACACUAGGCUAAUUGCUAUUUAAAGUAGGGAAAAUAGUAUACAGUUGUCAGGGCUGACCAGAGGGCUAAAUACGCUAUGACAGUAAAAUGCCUCUUCAUGUAAAAUGCAAUCCAUAGCCCAUGAGAGAGAAAAUGAGCUUGAAAAUAAUACAAUCACUUUGUGCGUCCUCAGUUCAUAGGCUACUUACAGUAACUGUUAACAAUGUACUGUCAAAGCCACGUGACAUCUUAAGCAGCAGUAGAUCAGUGUGCCGUACAUAAACAUUGAAUUUAAUUUAGACAACUUUUUCAUUGUUAAAAUAGGCCUAAAAAUGUUUUUUCAAAUAAAUAUUAACAUCUGUUCGUAUAUUCUAUUAACCGUGCCCAUCCCUAGAAGCCAUUGAUAAUAGACAAGAUGCUUCAGUUAUUAUUUUUACUAUGAAUGGCUGGACCCUGUACAUGGUUUUCUUUAUGGCUCUAAUGGUGGAUAUUGGAACUGUGUGGGUCUCCCUGUCUGCUCUUCUCAUCCAGCCUCACUCUGAGCCAAUAAAGUGAGUUACAUCUCGCCUGGAUGGAGUAAUCCCUUUUUAUUACACUUAUCCCUUCAGUCUGAGGUCACAUUCACAGACUCAGCAGGCUGAGAGUGAUCUGGCAACCCACACUGCUCCGAGAGGCUGUUCAAGAACACCGUGCUUUCCAGUGUUCAGAGCUAGUGAACAACUGGCAGAUAUAGUCAGGGGACGUGUCUCGAUAGCCUAAAGUAGCCUCCUCCCCUCGUCUCCUCAUUUCCUUCAUGUGUGCUGACCCACAAAGACAGGAAAGGGGAGCAAGGUAUAGUGGAGUCAUGCCAACUGGCUACACCAACUGAACAUGCCCAGGUUUCUUUUAUAUCAGUACAAUGAAGGAAAGGAGAGUAGAAGAUGAAUCAACUAGGCUAUUGAGAUGCACCAAGACUAUUCUCCAAUCAUCAGUCAGAAAGGAAUACAAUAAUUUUGCCAUUGCUCUCUCCCUUUCCAGUUCUACUCGUCUGUCACCUCAUUCUUGUUUGAUUCAUACCUGGAGUGGAUUUCACUCUGUCAGCAUGAGGCAGGGGGAGGGGGUGAUCGAUAAGGCUCAGAGAGAGGUCCUGGUCUCUGAGGAGGUUUGGGUUUCAGGGAGGGGUUCAGAGGCUUGUCCCAGACAGGAGGCUUGUAUUGUAGACUACUGUGCUGGAUAUUGUGCUGGACUGGACUUGGGCCAGACGAUAGGGUUACACACACAUACACACACCUAAACACUGGGGCUUCAGCAGCAUUCCUUGUACGCUGUGGAGAAAGACAGCUGGAAUCAGUGGAAUUCCCUACCCCAAACAGCAGUCACGGACGCACGCACACAUACACACGCAAUAUGUUCAUACUCAGCUAGCCAUUUCAGCCAAGCCCAUCUUUCAAGCCCAUCUCUCCGUCUCGUUCCUCAGCCAAGCCCAUCUUUCAAGCCCAUCUCUCUUUCUAUCUAUCUCUCUCUCUCUCGGUCUCUCACACUCUCUAUGCGAACUUGUUAGGAUUUUAUUACACCUGAACUCUGAGACUUUCAAAUUCCAGUUGCAUCUGCUACAUUCAUUUACAGACUCUCCUGCCCAGAAACAUGUUUCUGAUUUACCCCACACAAAUAUUACAUAUGAUGCCGGGGCUUGCUUAAUGUUUUGAGGGUUCAAAUCUCUUUUUGUUUAAGGCUAGAUGUAAAUAUUUGAAAAUUCCUUUCCUUUUUCCCAUAUGAAUGGCUUGAAAGGUUUAAGAGUGGUGGAGGGACAGUAUUGGAGCAUCUUCCCAGCGAGAAGAAGGUUUUUUGAGAGUGAUGAUUGAUGUGUAGUGGAAGCCCAGACCAACAUUAAAGCCUGGUCAUUCAUGUUACAUACCAUGUCUCAAGUUGACAUUUAGUAGCCUGGUUGUAUAACGGAGGGACAAACAAGCCCGUUUGAAGUGCUGCACAGAGGAUGAUACUAUCUAGGCCACCAAAGGGCUGACAACAUAUGGUGGAAAUUGGUGUUGUAAGAAUAUUGCUUGUGUGUGUGUGUGUGUCAUACAGCCUUGCCAUCAACCAAUACCUCUCCCCUUCACCUGUCACCUCUCUCACUCUCUCACGUCACCCCAGAGUGAAGCAGCAUGCCCUGGGUAUGGCUGUGGCUCAACAAUGGUGUUCUACUGGUUUUUGUGUGCGUGUCGGCGCCGAUGGGCAAAGAGACAAGCAGAGGAUUAGAGGGGGAUUGGAGACCAAGUGCUCAGUCAGCACAUUGUCCAGUGGUGUAGUGUUCACAGCCAGGGACACAGCAUAGAGGACAGUUGUGUUCUCACUAGCAGGGUAUUAACACACACACACACACACACACUGAGAAGGCUCCAAACCCACAUGCGUACAGUGUGUAGGGGCCAGAGUCAUUACAAAGGGCUGACAUUGGUGGAAAAUCAACUGGGGAAUGACAAACUUGCCCCUUUUCCAGAAAAACACAUCCAAAACCCAACCCCCACUGACACACGCACGUAAGCAUGUACACACACACACACACACACACAGACACACUACUCUAGCCCAAAUACUUGAUCCAGAAGCCAUCCCAUCAUCCCCAGCCAAGCCAGAGUGUUAUCUUUGAACUGACUUCCGAGGGACUGCUGGCUUGCAACACACACACACACGCACACACACACACAUACCCACAACUUUGCCAUAAUGGCACUAUCCUAUCAUCUUCUCUUCCAGCCCUCACCCUGUAGGUCCCUAUUUUUAACCCUCAGGAAGAGAAGGACCACUCUACAAAAAUACAAUGAUUUUGGGCUGCACUGUCUCUCUGUCUGUGUCUGUGGCUGUGUCCCAAUCGACAAGAAUGCUGCCUUUUGAGGCAGGACGUCAAAUUGGUACCUUAAAAUGCUGCCUUCUAAGGUGCCUUCAUUUGGGUCGAUUUUGAAGGCAACAUCCCAUGUAUUUUUCGCCGGGGAGGCAAUCCCAUAACAUCUUGCGGUGCAGCGAAAAUUCGUAGCAUUUCUGAAUUAAUGGAGGACAGAAGUCCCCGCUUGGAAGAAAUAUUUCCAGAAGAAUAAGGAAUAACUUUGUGAAAUGUAAGUAUAACGUUUAGUUUUUCACCAAAUUAUGUUGAAUGUUCUACAAAUUACUUUCAUAUGCAUUUUGAAUUCAAAUGUUGAGGAACUGGUGUUUAUCAGCCUGAUGCCAAGCUAGCUUAGCUCACGUUGGAUGCGAUAUAGCUCACUAGCCUGCUUAUCAGCUGUUUGGAGAUGAACAACUAAACUAACUAAUCAUAGAUUCAGCAAUGUGUCAAUUGUGAAGAUAGUUUUUUUUAAAUCAUUCAUUAGUGAAGUUGUUAGCCAUCUAAAGACAUGUAGCACUUCUUUUUUUUCUUCACUCCAUUGGCUUGGCAGGGGAAAACAGUCCUGCCCAAGUCAUUUGGAGGUAAGACAUUUUAACAACAUGAAAACGUAGGAAAUGCAGCCAGCUGUGUUCUGUUCAAUCUAGGCUUGCUAGUUAGCCAAGUUAUUUAAGCAUUUUGAUGAAGAGUCUGUUUAGCUAGCUUGCUGAAUGCAAAGUCUGUUUACGUGAUGUUAGCUGACAUCAACUUUCUCUUGUCGCUUUCCCUUCCCCUAUUGUGUUGCACCAUUGGGUUUGGUGUUACUAGUUAAAAUUAGAGGCUAAGGUCUCUACUCUUACUGUAAACAACUUGAUCAAGCCUAUGAAUAUGUGAUUGCACAUUAAUAAAGGUAGCUUGUCACUGCUUGUUCCAGGUUGAAGGACAUCCCACCCUGACACCCAGACAGAUGUAAAUAACUUGGGAACCUCCCAGCCACCAGGAUAAUCACAAUAUCCCAGGCUUUUAUUCAGGAGUGUGCAACAUCACAAUGUUAGAUAGAAAUAUAUUCACCCUUGUUAUUGUUUAUCAUGCAUAUUUGUCAGGUCAUUGUAACUUGUGAAGCUUAUUCUAAAAUACAAAUGUGAUUUCUGUGCCAGGGGAUUGCACUGUGUGCAAGUCUUCAAUUUAGACCACCAUUAGUUGAAUGAGGUGGUAGUGAAGGGCUGGAACAAAAACCUGUAAACAUCAUAUCCUGUGUAUUAAAAAACUAUCUGUCAUGAGAAAAUAUGCCCUCAUGUGCUGAACAAGCUUAUGAAUGUUGGAGGUUAUGCUAUAUUGCAUCCAACAAUGCAAUAUAGGCUGGGUUUCUGUAUAGGACUUUGUGACAUCUGCAGAUGUAAAAAGGGCUUUAUAAAUACAUUUGGUUGAUUGAUUGAUUGAUAAUCAUCUUGAGAUUGGACUGUGUUUUAAGGACUCAUGUACAGAUACAGGAAAACCAAUUAUAAAAAAGACAAGUGUUGAUGUCUCCACACGUUUCUGGUUUUGAGGCUUGGGCAUCUGGUGACUGCAGUUCAUCUGUCUAAUCCCCUGCAAGGAGAGGGAAAGGCAUCAAUAAUACUACAAUGCUGGAUUCAUUUAAUUGAAUAUAUAUUCCUGUUUGAUCUGUAUUUAUAUAAUUAUAUUGGACAUCCUUUUAUCAAGUCCGUGUUUGUUUUGUAUACAAUGCAUUUAUCUUAAAUUAGGGUGAAGUAGCCUAGGCCUUCUAAUGUAUUUAGAUUGCAUCAUUUCACCUUUCAAUAUUAGUUAUCAACAAAUAUAAAACCAUGUUAUCUUGAACAUCAGUGUAAUUUAAUAAUAUGUUUUGCUCCUGUAAAUCGCUCUGAAUAAGAGCGUCUGCUAAAUGAGUAAAAUGUAAAUAUAAAUGUGUGAGUUGUAUGAGUUAAUCACAAUGCAAGCCUACUCAUUAGAAGAAAAAAACAUUAGCAGUCCUAAUGUAAUAUUAGCUUCCCAGUGAAACACCACUAUUCUGGCUAUAUAUCAUUCUUAAACAGUCAGUAAAAUAGCUUUUUUAGCUAUCUCAAAAAAUCGUAUCCUGUAUCAUGCAGGCAAGCUUACCUGUCAUGUCCACAACGAUGGAGCUGCAGACCAAGCAAUAUGUGAGAGGAGGACCCUAUACCGUAGGAUAAUUAUUCUGUUCGGUGUUAACUUAAUUCAUUAACAGGUACUGAGGAUAUUGAUCCUGUUACUUGUUUACUUGUUAUUGGUGUCAGAUAUUUCCAUUUUGGGAUAGUUGAUCAUUGAAUUGCUAGCACUAGUUGCUUACACUGCUAGAGUGGCUACAGUGUAAACAAACGUCUCGCGCUCUGUGGAAUGCAAAUACAUUUUCACGUGAUGCUGCCUUUGAAUCCUGUCUCAAAUGGCAGUAACCUACUGGAAAAGUGCUACCUAUUAAGGUAGGUGCCUUUUGGAUUGGUACACAGCCUGUCUGUCUGCCUGUCUCAGUCUGUUUGGACAGAUGGGUAAUUUGCGUAGUUUGAGGGGUAUGUCUGAUGAACAGGUGGUGCUGGCUCAGUUAUGAGGCUGCUAGUCAGGCUUGUUUGAGGGAGUGUCCGGACUCCGUUGCAUGAUAAGCAUGCCCCCCCCCCCCCCCACAUCUGAGAUGAGCAGGCAAGAAGAGAACCCUGCCGCUGCCCAAAUGUUACCCUAGGACAAUUGUGUGUGUGUGUCCGCGUGUUUGUGUUUGUGCCUGUGUGUGUUUGUGUUAGCUGGGCCCAACGUGUGCCUAUGGGUUACUCCUCACCGCUCCAGGCUUGGCCUGACAUGAGAUGGGUAAAUUAGUAGGGGGGGAUGAGAGGGAUGGAGGGAGAAACCGAGAGCAGAGAAGAUGAGGUAUUGGCAUCUUUGUUGCAAACCACCGUAACCGGGAGCAACCGUAACCGCUGUGACCGUGCCUUAAGAGGUUUUAAGGGCUUCCAUAUGUGGUGGUUUAGAGAAAGUGGAGGGAGAGAGAUUGAGAAAGAGAGAGAGAGACUUCUGGGGAGAGGGAUAGAGUGAGAGCAUAGGAAGUAUAGUAAACACAUAAACAUGACAUACUGACCUAUCUAGGCCUACACUUUUCCUGCUCGCUAUGGCCCUUAUAACCAAUGGAAAGAUCAAAAAAUGCCACCAAAAUACCAAGAUGACCAUUGGCAUCGUGUGUGUAUGACCAUCAGAUAUGGAGGUGGUAAAAUACUGGUGUUGGGGGGAGGUUAUGGACACACACAGACCUUUUUAGUCCUGUCUCAUUGAAAAGCGUUGUGUGACUCUUCUGGGUUUUAAGAGGGAACGUAACUCAGGAAGGAUUGUCUGGCCACAACAGGUGUUGACAUGCUGAGAUGCAGCUGUCCAGCUCUAACAAACAAUUCCACAACACUUUACAGGGUGAGGAGAGAGAUGGAGGGGGAUAGAAGGAUGUAUAAAGAUGGGAGCUAUGGGUGGCAUAGUGGAGAAGAAAAGGGAGAGGAAUGGACAUUGUCAAGAUAUCUGGAGAGCAACAAUAGAAAGACAGGUGAGGGAAGACUGGGAAAGAGAGCGAGGGAAUGUGGGAAAAUACAUGAGUGCAGGGAAAGUGUAUGUGUGUGUGUCCUGUUCCAUCUCCCAAAUGCAAAUCCACACACAUGCUUGUCUGCGAGCGAGGUGUUUUGAUUUUCUUCUUAUGUUCUGUACCACUAUACAUUUUGGCAGGGUACUGUUUUCUCAGUGACUGAACACACACUCAGCCCUCCACAGAGUCACUUGGGAGGUCCAGCCCUAAUUAACAAUCAACCUUUUGACAUCCUUCACUCCUGGGGGGUUGAGUUAUUGUUUGUGUUGACCCUAUAUUACAAUGAUCAGUCUUCCAAGGUCCGGUGUGGGUGUGCGGAUGCUGGCUCUGCUGUAAUUUCCCAAUACAUACACUCAUUUAUAGUAGUAAAUUAGAAGGUAAAUGAGUUAGCAUUGGGUGCUGAUGAAAGAAAACGGGCGGUAGUGGAAAGAACAACUUUGUUCUUGACUUGUAGUCCCACCAUAGAUUAAAUAGCGUGGCCUAAAAUAGACCACUAUGUGUUAGUGGACUGCUGUAGGUAGUGGUGGAUUGUGGGAUGGUUGUGUUUUCCCUGGAGGAACACCUGUCUAGCUCUGGCCAUGCCGAGGGUCCUGUGGGGUUCCAUGCUCAUAUACACACAUGCACGCCACGUUCAAAGGUGUGGACAAAGCUGUGUGUGGUCAGUGGUCUGUUUUCUCGUUGCAGGAGGUCACACACACACACACACACACACACACCCCCAGCGUUUGGCAGCAAAGGUGAAAUGUUAUACCUGAAAGGAAGUGAGGGUUUGGCUUACCCCCCACACUCACACACACACACAGCCAGUUGAGCUCUUAUCUCUCUCUGAUCAUUGUGUUCUGUCUGUCAUGGCAGUGCCUCUGAAAGACCAGUGCCACAAUGCCUGGCUGGCAAUGCAUUGUGGGGGAAAGGCGUGUUCCAUUUUAAGAUAAGUACCUGGAGAGGGUUCUGUCUUUUUACCAGUCAACUAGUCUGUUUAUUCAGGUAUUGACCUUACAAUCACCUCUAAAGAUGGAAUCCGCAUUAGGGGAAACAGCGCCACUGUUCGCCCCGGGCACCUUUAUUGUUUUUGUUUUGUGGACGAAACAGAGGUGAGGUGUCGAGCAGUGCAUAUUCUGCUGUUCUAUCGUACGUGCAAUGAUGUCCGAAAAAAUAAAAAAAACUGUUUGUUGUUCCCAAAUGGACGUGGCAGUUUCACCAUAAAGGAUUACAGUUUAGACACAUUUUAUUUAGAACUGUUUCGAUCCCCCACAAAAUUAUAUUAUUCAAAGGUAUAUGAUUGAAGUACAGGUAACUGCCCAAAUAAUAGAAACACUUAAGUAAAUGAGGGAUACAAAGUCUAUUGAAAGCAGGUGCUUCCACACAGGUGAGGUUCCUGAGUUAAUUAAGCAAUUGACUUAAAGAUGGCGUCGUACUGGCCAUAUCAUUUCUUACAACCGACAACAACUUUUGAACAUCAGAUUGGCAGUUACUUACCUCAAUACCGGCUUCAGCUUCAACUUCGACUCAUCUGGCCUUGGCUCUUUCUGUAAUUCCGACCCAAUUUCCGGGCUACCCAAGAAGAAACGCCGACGUUACAGAGGCAAGAGAGGGGAGAUCCUAGCGAGAUUAAGGUGAAGGGAGAACUGGCCAUUCUCCUCCUCCAUCUUCCUUCCAUUCACUUAAUAAUAAGAUGGAUGACCUCCGAUCGCGGAUUUGCUACCAACGGGACUCUCAAAACUGCAAUAUUCUCUGCUUUUCCGAAUCAUGGCUCUCGGACAACUCUAUGGAUUCUCCAUUCACCGUGCCGACAGGACAGUGGAGUCAGGAAAAUUGAGUGCACUGACUCGAGUGCGGUGGAAGUGUCGACCCAUUGUUCACCUGUCUUGGAAUACUUGAUGGUCAAAUGCUGACCCUUUUACCUCCCAGUGGAGUUUUCAGCUGUUAUUGUUACUGUUGUAUAAAUUCCACCAGGACAAGAAAAAUAACAAGCUGGCACUUCACAAACUGUUCGAGGCUAUAAGUACAUCCAGAGGCUGCUUUUCUGGUUGCUGGCGAUUUUUUAUUAAGACACGUGAUGCCCGAACUUCCAUCAACACGUCUCCCUCACCACUAGGGGCGAUAAAGUCCUAGACCACUGUUAUUCUACCCACAAGCAACCAUACAAGGGCCCUCCCUCAUCCGCCAUUCAGCAAUCGGAUCAUGACUCCAUACUCCUGCUUCCUGUUUACAAACAGAAGCUCAAACAGGAAUUACUCGUGACUCGCUCCGUUGAGAAAUGGUCUCCAGAAUCAGAGAUUAUGCUACAGUGCUGAUUUGGAAUACGUUUCGGGACUCCGCCGAUAACAUCGACGAGCUAUCCACCUCAGUCACCGGCUUCAUUAGGAAUUGCAUCGGCGACGUUAUCCCCUCAGUUAAGGUUUGCUGCUUCCCCAAUCAAAAGACCUGGAUUAACACUGAGGUUGGCGCUAAACUAAAGGACAGAGCUACCACACACAGGGCUAUCUCAGCCAACCCUGGGGCUACGGCUGAGGACAGGAACAAGUACAAGAAGUCCCGCUAUGACCUCUGCUGAGUCAUCAAAUGAGCAAAAGGACAAUACAUGCCUGCCACAUGUGACAGGGGCUACAGUCCAGUACUGAUUACAAAGGAAGACCCUGCCGUGAUCUGCCCAACGAUGCCUCUCUACCAGACGAACGCGAUGCAUUUUAAGCACGCUUUGACAUUAACGUCGUGUCGGGUGUGAGACCCAGAAGAUUGGGUGAUCUCGCUCUCCGAGGCCGAUGUGAGUAAAGCCUUUAAUCAGGUCAACACUUGCAAGGCCGUGUGGCCUGAUGGUAUUCCAGGGCGCAUUCUCAGAUCAUGUGCAGAAUAGCUGGCCGGUAUAUUCACGGACAUUUUCAAGCUCUCCUUGUCCCAGUCUGUAAUCCCAACAUUUUAAGAUGACCACCAUCAUUCCUGUUCCCAAGAACUCUAAAGCUUCAUGCCACAAUGACUACCACCCUGUUGCACUCAUCUGUAAUCAUGAAGUGCUUUGAGAGGCUGGUUAUGGGACACAUUAACUCUACCAUCCCAGACACUCUAGACCCACUCCAAUUUGCAUACCGCCCCAACAGAUCCAUAGACUACGCAAUCUUAAUUGCACUGCCCUCACCCACCUAGAUAAGAGGAAUACCUAUGUGAGAAUGUUGCUCAUUGACUACAGCUCAGCGUUCAACACCAUUGUCCCCUCCAAGUUCGUCACCAAGCUUAGGACCCUGGGACUGAAUGCCUCCCUCUGCAACUUGAUCCUGGACAUCCUGAUGGCCCGAACCCAGGUGGUGAGGGUAGGCAACAUCACUUCCGCCACGCUGACCCUCAACACGGGGGCCCCACAGCGGUGUGUCUAGCCCCUCCUGUACUCCCUGUUCACCCACGACUGCUUGGCCACGCACGACUCCCAACACCAUCAUCAAUGGUGGAAGGCCUGAUCACCGGCGACGAUGAGACCGCCUGCAGGGAGGAGGUCGGUGACCUGGCAGUUUGGCCCCGCAUCCACAUCGACAGGGCUGCAGUGGAGCUGGUCGAGAGCUUCAAGUUCCUCAGUGUCCAAAUCACUAAGAGCAUAAAAUGGUUCACAUACGUGCACAGUCGUGAAGAAGGCACGACAGCGCCUCUUCCCCCUCAGGAGGUUGAGAAGGUUUGGCAUGGGCCGUCAAAUCUUCAACAAGUUCUACAGCUGUACCAUUGAGAGCAUCUUGACUGGCUGCAUCACUGCUUGGUAUGGCAAUAGCACCGCCCUCGAUCGCAUGGCGCUACAGAGUGUGGUACGGAUAGCCCAGUACAUCACUAGGGCCAAGCUCCCUGCCAUCAAGGACCACUAUAUCAGGUGGUGUGGAAGGAAGGCCCAUAAAAUCGUUAGACUACAACCACCCAAGCCAUAGACUGUUCUCUCUGCUUCCACAUGACAAGCAGUACGGGUGCAUCAAGUCUGACACCAACAGGCUCCUGAACAGCUUCUAUCCCCAUGCCAUAAGACUGCUAAAUAGCUUUCACAAUGACUACACAGACUAUAUGAGUUGACCUUUGUAUUUUAUUCUUAUUCUCUAUUCACACACACAGGGCCUUACACACUACGCACGCUGAUACUCCAACAUAUACAAACACUCACUCCAUAAUUUGCUGUAACACACAUAAUAUGCACAUGCAGUACCAGUCAAAAGUUUGGACACACCUACUCAUUCAAGGGUUUUUCUUUAUUAUUACUAUAUUCUACAUUGUAGAAUAAUAGUGAAGACAUCAAAACUAUGAAAUAACACAUAUGGAAUCAUGUAGUAACCAAAAAAGUGUUAAACAAAUGAAAAUAUAUUUUAUAUUUGAGAUUCUUCAAAUAGCCACCCUUUGCCUUGAUGACAGCUUUGCACACUUUCGGCAUUCUCUCAACCAGCUUCAUGAGGUAGUCACCUGGAAUGCAUAUCAAUUAACAGGUGUGCCUUGUUAAAAGUUAGUUUGUGGAAUUUCUUUCCUUCUUAAUGCAUUUGAGCCAAUCAGCAGACGUUACGAAAGAGAGGUUGAACAGGCUAGUAAUAGGGGUUGCGACAAUUUCGGCGGCUAAUUUUAGAAAGAAAGGGUUCAGAUUGUCUAGCCCAGCUGAUUUGUGGGGGUCCAGAUUUUUCAGCUCUUUCAGAACAUCAGCUGUCUGAAUUUGUGCGAAGGAGAAGCGGGGGGGGGGGGGGGGGGGGGGCAUGGGCAAGUUGCAGAGCUGGUGGCCGGGGUAGUGGUAGCCAGGUGGAAAGCAUGGCCAGCCGUAACAAAAUGCUUGUUGAAAUUCUAGAUUAUUGUACAGUUAUCGGUGGUGACAGUGUUUCCUAGCCUCAGUGCAGUGGGCAGUUGGGAGGAGGUGCUCUUAUUUUCCAUGGACUUUACAAUGUCCCAAAACUUUUUGGAGUUUGACUGGUACUGUACAUUUAUACAGACCCACUCACAUACAAUCAUCAUAUAGGCUGUUGCUAUUCUGUUUAUCAUAUAUCCUGAUGCCUAGUCACCUUAACCCUAUACAUAUCUACCUCUAUCACUCCAGUAUCCCUGCACAUUGUAAAUAUGGCACUGGAACUGACUGACUUACUUACUUUAUCAUGUUCUUCUUAUUUGUUAUUUUUGUAUCUUGUGUAUUUUUGUUCUACCUUGUUAUUUUUAGUAUUACAUUGUUAUUGAUUACUGCAUUGUUGGGGUUAGAGCUUGAAACAAAGGCAUUUCACUGGAAAUGGGCAUGUGACAUAAAAAACUUGAAACAUUGAAACAAUUAACAUUCCAUCGUGCUUAGAGUCAUAUAUAAAAAUGCUGGGCAGGCCAUUAUUUUGUCUAUCUUGGCUAUGCCCCCAUAAGAUGACAAUGCCCCAUCCACAGGGCACGAGUGGUCACUGAAUGGUUUGAUGAGUAUGAAAUUGAUGUAAACCAUAUGCCAUGGCCAUCUCAGUCAUCAGAUCUCAACCCAAUUGAACACUUAUGGGAGAUUCUGAAGCAGUGCCCGAGAAAAUGUUUUCAACAAAACACCAAAUGACAUUUCUUGUGGAAGAAUGGUGUCGCAUCCCUCCAAUAGAGUUCCAGAGACUUGUAGAAUCUAUGCCAAGGUGCAUUGAAGCUGUUCUGGCACCCUAUUAAUACACUUUAUGUUGGUGUUUUCUUUAUUUUGGCAGUUACCUGCAUAUCUAUCCACAUCUACACGGUUCACUCAUAUGGUCUUGAGUUUUAUGAAUCCACUCAACUUGUGGUUUAAUUUUCUGUGUGUGUGUAUUCGAGUUCACACACAUGCAUGUGUUUGUGUGUGUUUUUGUAUUGAACCCUGUCAUUUUAUAGGUCUUCUCAGUGCAAGUGGCCUGUGCUGUUUAAAGCAUGUUUGACAAUGCAGCCUCUCUCAUGUGGAUCCAUGUGACAUGAUUGCUCUGCCAACUCUAGACACAAGGCUCUAAUUUAGUCCGACAUAAACCCACACUUAGAAAGCCAUUCAUAUAGACCCGCAUAUACAACCCUGCUCAUGGAAACCCAUACACACUCAUGUAAAUUUAGCAUAGAUUAAAUUGUUGAUCAGCAUGCACCAACCCGAAUGAAUAGUAUUAGUUACGACCUGACCAAGUCUAAGAGGAGUAGUGUCUGUGUGUGUGCAUGUGUGGGUGUGUGCGUGAGCAUAAGUUUGCGUGUGUGCAUGUGUGUCUGUAUGAUGCUACAGAUAAUUCCUUGUCUGAUCUAGAUUCUAGGGGGUAAGAAAGGAACAGUGUUUUCAGGCUUUCUGUCUUUGUCAUCAGUCAUUAGGGCCUUAAUUCUAGCCUGGUCCCUUGUUCUAUGUGUCUGAAAGGGACAGGGCUUGGAGACACUAAGGAGGGACCACACGCCUCAGGGGAGAGAUUAGAAAGGGAAGGAGCCAGAAAAGGCUGGAAAAAUAAUGACUGAGUGGGAUUUAUUUUUGUCUUUGUCGUGUUAGAAUCUUUUGGGAAGAGAGAGCGGGAGAGUAAGACCGAGAAUGGAGGAAAAGAAAAAAUGAAAAGAGAGGCCAUUAAUUUAGAGAGAGAGAGAGAGAGAAUGAAAAGAGAGGCCAUUAAUUUAGUGCUGUGGGAGGCUUCUGAAGGUUAGUGUGUGUUUGGUGCCAGGCUCUCCUGGGUUGACUGAUGCCUUUGUGAAGAGGCCAGGAACCAACCACACACACACAGUCUUUAACUGAGUUCAAAGAGAGCGAGAAAUGUGAGGCUUUUUUCACUCCCCGUAAUGGACCCGAUUUGCUGAGAUUCAUAUAAAUUUGGGUUAUUAUUAUUUUUUGCUUAAUAUUUUUUAGUGCAGCCUAAGACACACUCUCUCGAAGGCUGUCAGUGGAAAACAUCUCAAAUCAAAUUUGAUUGGUCACCUACACAUAUUUAGCAGAUGUAAUUGCGGGUGUAGUGAAAUGCUUGUGUUCCUAGCUCCAACAGUGCAGUAGUAUCUAACAAUUCACAACAAUACACAAAUCUAAAAGUAAAAGAAUGGAAUGAAGAAUGUAGUCCCCUGUAGCUCAGUUGGUAGAGCAUGGCGCUUGCAACGCCAGGGUUGUGGGUACGUUUCCCACGGGGGGCCAGUAUGAAAAUGUAUGCACUCACUAAACUGUAAGUCACUCUGGAUAAGAGCAUCUGCUAAAUGACAAAAAAUUAUAAUAAUUGGGUUGUAUAAAUAUACAUAUUAGGACGAGCAAUGUUGGAGUGGCAUUGACUAAAUACAGUAGAAUAGAAUACAGUAUCUACAAAUGAGAUGAGUAAAGCAGUAUGUAAACAUUAUUAAAGUGACUAGUGUUCCAUUAUUUAAAGUGGCCAGUGAUUCCAUGUCUAUGUAUAUAGGGCAGCAGCCUCUAAAGUGCAGGGUUGAGUAGCCGGGUGGUACCCGGCUAGUGAUGGCUAUUUAACAGUCUGAUGUCCUUGAGAUAGAAGCUGUUUUUCAGUCUCUUGGUCCCAUCUUUGAUGCACCUGUACUGACCUCGCCUUCUGGAUGAUAGACAGGCCGUGGCUCGGGUGGUUGAUGUCCUUGAUUAUCUUUUUGGCCUUCCUGUGACAUCGGGUGCUCUAGGUGUCCUGGAGGGCAGGCAGUGUGCUCCCGGUGAUGCGUUGGGCAGACCGUACCACCCUCUGGAGAGCCCUGUGGUUGCGGGCGGUGCAGUUGCAGUACUGCACACCCACACGCUGGACCGAUAUCUACAAAAGGCAAUAUUUUUGCAAAAUAUGUGUAUCGCUCCUGUGUAUUGCUCAUGUGUGUGUGUUUUUUUAUAUAGCCUUUUGUAGAUAUUUGUACAACCAAUCUGUACACACACUUCACCCCUUACUCAUUGAAGCUGUCAGCCUCUUUCAAAGGGGCUAAAAGCAUCUGAGGAGGCAUCGCAGCCUCACUCUCAUGUCCAUAUACAAGCAUGUACACACACACGCGCACACACAAAACUGAUGGGUACACAUUCUCACUUGCAUACAGUGUUCACACAGAAUGCCUUAACAAAAUGGAAGCCAGUGAAAUUAAGGCCAGAUAUAUUUAUUGUACUACUUUAAUAGCACGAGACUGUGGUUUUGCCCCAGCUGAAAACAUAUCCAUCACACACACACACACACACACACACACACGUGCGUGUUCAGGAUAUAUGGAGUGUAUAAAUGCACCAGUCUUGGCUACCAGUCAUAUAACAUACAGCUCAUUGGUUUUAUGACAGUCAGAUUAAAUGAGUGGAUGAGGCUGCUGACACUUUCAUAAGCAUAUCUGACAGCUUUGCUAUGGCCUACCCUGUAUGGGUAGUGAUGAGACACGAUGUAUUGUUCUUGAUAUGGUCUGUGCUCAUAGGUGCAGUAGGUAACUGUUUAUUUUUAUUUUUUAUGGCUUGACUCAAGGCUGUGUUAGCCUAUUGAGCUAAAGCAGGGGUGGGCAUACUUUUUGGCUUGAGGGCCACAUCGGGAUUUCGAAAUUCUCAUUUUUUGGGGACCGAUUUGUUUGUCAAAAUCAAUUUGCAGGCCAGAAAAAGGGCAGAUAGCUAACGGCUAGACAUAGUUGUGGGACCCCCCCACAACUCUUAGGGCUGGUUUCCUGGACAAAGAUUAAGCCUAGUCCCACACUUAAAAGCUAUUUCAAUGGAGAUUCUCCGUUGAGCGUGCUUUUUAACCCAGGAUUAGGCUUAAUCUGUACAUGGUACACCAAACCUCAGGCAAGUCUACUCAUCACAAGAGGAUAGUUCACCAAACCACCUCUGCUAUACAAGCAUGUCCUCUAAGUGUAUUCUUUUAGCAUUUUCCUAACCCGGUUCCCUCUUCUCUCUGUCUCUUUCCAGGCGUGUUGGGCAGUGCGGAGUGUUCAUGCGGGCGCAACCACUUCACGUGUGCAGUGAGCGCGUUUGGGGAGUGUACAUGUAUCCCGGCCCAGUGGCAGUGUGACGGGGACAACGACUGUGGAGAUCACAGCGACGAGGAUGGAUGCAGUGAGUUACACCUAAAUAUCUCUGUUUGUCUCUUUCUCUCUCGCUUGACGUGACUAUAUUUAGUACAAUAUCGAAAUGUGCCACAUAUUAUUUUUGUUGUUGUUGGUGUAAUGACAUUUGGUGUCAGUGCAGCUAGUACAAGUGGCUAUACAGGUCACAUAUAAAUUGUAUGAUUGUCGUAGAAUAGGCAACUCCAGUGUCUAAGUUUUAAUUUAAAAUUUAAAAUCAAAAUUGUUGUAUUUACAUAACAAUAUAAAUGUAUUGUGUAAAAGCAUAUACAGUGGGGGAAAAAAGUAUUUAGUCAGCCACCAAUUGUGCAAGUUCUCCCACUUAAAAAGAUGAGAGGCCUGUAAUUUUCAUAAUAGGUACACGUCAACUAUGACAGACAAAUUGAGGGAAAAAAAAUCCAGAAAAUCACAUUGUAGGAUUUUUAAUGAAUUUAUUUGCAAAUUAUGGUGGAAAAUAAGUAUUUGGUCACCUACAAACAAGCAAGAUUUCUGGCUCUCACAGACCUGUAACAACUUCUUUAAGAGGCUCCUCUGUCCUCCAUUCGUUAUCUGUAUUAAUGGCACCUGUUUGAACUUGUUAUCAGUAUAAAAGACACCUGUCCACAACCUCAAACAGUCACACUCCAAACUCCACUAUGGCCAAGACCAAAGAGCUGUCAAAGGACACCAGAAACAAAAUUGUAGACCUGCACCAGGCUGGGAAGACUGAAUCUGCAAUAGGUAAGCAGCUUGGUUUGAAGAAAUCAACUGUGGGAGCAAUUAUUAGGAAAUGGAAGAUAUACAAGACCACUGAUAAUCUCCCUCGAUCUGGGGCUCCACGCAAGAUCUCACCCCGUGGGGUCAAAAUGAUCACAAGAAUGGUGAGCAAAAAUCCCAGAACCACACGGGGGGACCUAGUGAAUGACCUGCAGAGAGCUGGGACCAAAAUAACAAAGCCUACCAUCAGUAACACACUACGCCGCCAGGGACUCCAAUCCUGCAGUGCCAGACGUGUCCCACUGCUUAAGCCAGUACAUGUCCAGGCCCGUCUGAAGUUUGCUAGAGUGCAUUUGGAUGAUCCAGAAGAGGAUUGGGAGAAUGUCAUAUGGUCAGAUGAAACCAAAAUAGAACUUUUUGGUAAAAACUCAACUCGUCGUGUUUGGAGGACAAAGAAUGCUGAGUUGCAUCCAAAGAACACCAUACCUACUGUGAAGCAUGGGGGUGGAAACAUCAUGCUUUGGGGCUGUUUUUCUGCAAAGGGACCAGGACGACUGAUCCGUGUAAAGGAAAGAAUGAAUGGGGCCAUGUAUCGUGAGAUUUUGAGUGAAAACCUCCUUCCAUCAGCAAGGGCAUUGAAGAUGAAACGUGGCUGGGUCUUUCAGCAUGACAAUGAUCCCAAACACACCGCCCGGGCAACGAAGGAGUGGCUUCGUAAGAAGCAUUUCAAGGUCCUGGAGUGGCCUAGCCAGUCUCCAGAUCUCAACCCCAUAGAAAAUCUUUGGAGGGAGUUCUGUGAAAGUCUGUGUUGCCCAGCGACAGCCCCAAAACAUCACUGCUCUAGAGGAGAUCUGCAUGGAGGAAUGGGCCAAAAUACCAGCAAUAGUGUGUGAAAACCUUGUGAAGACUUACAGAAAACGUUUGACCUGUGUCAUUGCCAACAAAGGGUAUAUAACAAAGUAUUGAGAAACUUUUGUUAUUGACCAAAUACUUAUUUUCCACCAUAAUUUGCAAAUAAAUUCAUUAAAAAUCCUACAAUGUGAUUUUCUGGAUUUUUUCUCCUCAUUUUGUCUGUCAUAGUUGACAUGUACAUAUGAUGAAAAUUACAGGUCUCUCUCAUCUUUUUAAGUGAGAGAACUUGCACAAUUGGUGGCUGACUAAAUACUUUUUUUUCCCACUGUAAAUGUUCAAUGACUUUAAUGUUUUUAUUUUGGAAGUUGGUUGAAGAAAUACAGCACUAUGUAAACUACAGCAGUAUGUGAACCAUCUCCAUAUUGUACCUUAUUUAGUCUCUGGACACAUGGGACAUUUUUUUUAUUUAUUUGGAGUUUUUUCCUUCAAAUAAUCAAAUCUUCAUAAUUUAUGCUGGACCGAUAUUACAUUUACAUUUACGUCAUUUAGCAGACGCUCUUAUCCAGAGCGACUUAUAAAUUGGUGCAUUCAACUUAUGAUAGCCAGUUUUUUUGAUGGGGGGGUGGGGGAGGGGGGGAGAGAAGGAUUACUUUUAUACUAUUCCAGGUAUUCCUUAAAGAGGAAGGGUUUCAAGUGUCUCCGGAAGGUGGUCAGUGACUCCGCUGUCCUGGCGUCAUGGGGGAGCUUGUUCCACCAUUGGGGUGCCAGAGCAGCGAAUAGCUUUGACUGGGCUGAGCGGAAACUGUGCUUCCGUAGAGGUAGGGGGGCUAGCAGGCCAGAGGUGGAUGAACGUAGUGCCCUCGUUUGGGUGUAGGGUCUGAUCAGAGCCUGAAGGUAAGGAGGUGCCGUUCACCUCACAGCUCCGUAGGCAAGCACCAUGGUCUUGUAGUAGAUGCGAGCCUCAACUGGAAGCCAGUGGAGUGUGCGGAGGAGCGGGGUGACAUGAGAGAACUUGGGAAGGUUGAAAACCAGACGGGCUGCAGCGUUCUGGAUAAGUUGUAGGGGUUUAAUGGCACAGGCAGGGAGCCCAGCCAACAGCGAGUUGCAGUAAUCCAGACGGGAGAUGACAAGUGCCUGGAUUAGGACCUGUGCCACUUUCUGUGUAGCUAUCUACAAAAGGCAAUAGUUUUACAAAAUCCACACACAGGUGCACUAAACACACUCAAAAAAACUGUUUUUCAGUGUUUUUUGUUGUUGUGUGUAUCGCUCAUGUGUGUGGGUUUUUAUAUUGCCUUUUGUAGACCAGUGACAUCCCACUUUAAAUCUUAUCACCCUGUAUGGCAGCUCCACGUUGGCACAUAGCACUGGGUCAUUCAGCCAAUCAUUGAUCUCAUUGGUUCCAUAUGUACUCAUUUGUACCAACCUAGUGGAGUCACUGAAACAAGCUCCACUGUGUCAGAAAUGGAGAACCAUAACAUUCAGUGGUCCACUCUGACUGUGUAUGUUCUCUGUGCUCACUAACGGAUGCUUGAGUGACAUUUGGCUUCUGCUAAGCUUUCAGAGAAGCACUGGCACCAGAGCUGUUGGUGGUGGUGUGUGUGUGCGCAUGCGUUUAUGUUUGUGCAUGUAUGUGCGUGUGUGAGAAUGCAUACAGGCGUGUGUGUGUGCACGUUUCUUCUCAUCUGUCCACCUCUUUCCCAGUAAGGAAGGGGGAGGAGGGAAGUAAUUGGUGAUGCCUUGCCCCAGGCACUUAGCAUUAUUGAUCCCGGCCAAUAGAAUCAGUGUGGAGUCUGAUCGCUCCCUAUUGAUCACUGGUACUGAGAUCAUUUAAGCAGACACAUGUAAGCAGGCAGUAGAUAUUAGCCUUUUCAAUUAGCCCUCUUCAAUCCAUUAGUCCUGUCUGAUCGAUCCUGGGCAGAUCGCUCACUGUGAUCACUUUGUGAGGCUGGCUUGAGGUAAAGCUGCCCAUAACCACAGUUCUAGGAUAGGUUUACUCCUAUUCAACACUGAACCUAUGUGCCCCGUUUCUGACAAUACAUAUCUGUUAUGUAGCGUGGAAAAAAUAAUUGGGGGGGGGGGGAUAUACUUCUCCCAUGGGCAAAGAAAUUCAAAAAGGGGUGAUGAUAUUAAUUAAUAGUAAUUUCAAUCCGAAUGUGCAAAUUGUCCAAAUAGAUACGCAAGGUAGAUUGAUUAUUUUAAAUAUGGUAUUGGACCAUAAACAGAUAUGGCUCAUUAACCUUUACGGACGAAAUAAUGAUGAUCCACAAUUCUUUGACAAUAUAUAUAAUAAAUUAUCAACCCUGCAAGCAAUUCAAGACAAUAUUAUUAUGGUGGAGGAUUAUAAUACUGUUUUAAAUAGCUCAAUGGACCGUAAAGGAAAUCACACCACAAACAAUCACCCACAUGCUCUUAAGGAAAUUGUGAAUGUCAUGGAUACAUUAGAACUAGUAGAUAUAUGGAGGCUUAAAUAUACUGAUCUAGUGAGAUAUACAUGGCGGAGACUGAAUCAAGCUAGUCGUCUUGACUUCUUUCUUAUCUCAUUCUCGUUGGCACCAAAAGUAAAAAAAAGUGUUGAUAGGGGACAGAAUGCGGUCGGACCAUCAUAUAAUAGGCAUAUACAUUACUCUUAAUGAAUUUCCACGUGGGCGAGGAUAUUGGAAAUGUAAUCAAAGCCUAUUGGAUGAUAAUUUAUUUAUAAUUAGAACAAAGGAAUUUCCCUUAUUGUAUGGGACACCUUUAAAUGUGCCUUUAGAGGCCAUGCAAUUCAGUACUCAUCUCGAAAACAAAAGCAAUUUAGGUCAAAAUAGUUUAUACUAAGAAAGGAAAUAGAAAGUCUAACAGAACAGAUAGAUGGCAAUAAAAACUGUAACAUAGAGGCUCAGAAUAAAUUAGAGGAAAAGCAAAAUGAAAUGGAGAAACUUAUUCAAGAAAGAUCAAGUGUAAUAUAUUAUAAAAAUAAAGCAAACUGGAUGGAAUAUAGGGAAAAAUGCACAAAAUUAUUUUUUAAUCUUCAACAUAGGAAUGCUACCAAAAAUAACUUAAUGAAACUGGUUACAGUUGACGGAGUCACCCAUAAUUCACCAAAUGAUAUUUUGAAGGAAGAAACAAAGUACUUUAAGCAUAUGUUUUCUUUUCAGUCGCCUCCAUCUCCUCUAACUGAAGAGAUUUUUUUUUCUAUUGAUAAUGUCAAGUUAACAGCCACACAGAAAGACUAAUGUGAAGGUGAAAUUACAGAAGAGGAACUUCUGGAUGCAAUUAAAGACUUUAAGUCUGGGAAAACUCCAGGGUUGGAUGGCAUACCAGUCGAGGUAUACCAAACCUUUUUUGAUAUACUAAGAGGACCGUUAUUAGCAUGUUUUAACCACUCCUAUGUAAAUGGUAGAUUAUCUGACACUCAAGAAGAAGAUCUCAUUAUUACUGAAACAGGAUACAAGUGGAAAAUAUAAAGAUCCAGUCCAUUUACAAAAUUGGAGGCCCCUUACACUUCAGUGUUGUGAUGCAAAAAUUCUAGCAAAAUGUAUAGCGCAUAGAAUUAAAAAGGUAUUGUCGGAUAUUAUUCAUUCUAAUCAGACAGGUUUUUUACAUGGAAGAUACAUUGGAGAUAAUAUAAGGCAAGUAUUGGAAACAAUAGAACACUAUGGAAAAUAUGGGAAACCAGGCCUGCUAUUCAUAGCAGACUUUGAAAAGGCAUUUGAUAAAGUACGACUGGGGUUUAUAUAUAAAUGCCUGGAGCAUUUCAAUUUUGGAUAAUCUCUUAAUAAAAUGGGUCAAAAUCAUGUAUAGUAACCCUAGGUGUAAAAUAGUAAAUAAUGGCUAUUUCUCUGAACGUUUUAAACUGUCAAGAGGAGUGAAACAAGGUUGGCCACUAUCGGCAUAUCUAUUUAUUGUGGCCAUCGAGAUGUUAGCUAUUAAAAUCAGAUCCAAUAAUAAUAUCAGAGGAUUAGAAAUCCAGGGCUUAAAAACAAAGGUGUCAUUGUACGCUGAUGAUUCAUGUUUUCUUUUAAAUCCACAACUAAAAUCCCUCCACAGCCUCAUAGAGGAUCUAGAUACAUUUUCUAACCUCUCUGGAUUACAACCAAAUGAUGGCAAAUGUAUUAUAUUACGUACAGUGGGGGGAAAAAAGUAUUUAGUCAGCCACCAAUUGUGCAAGUUCUCCCACUUAAAAAGAUGAGAGAGGCCUGUAAUUUUCAUCAUAGGUACACGUCAACUAUGACAGACAAAAUGAGAAAAAAAAUUCCAGAAAAUCACAUUGUAGGAUUUUUUAUGAAUUUAUUUGCAAAUUAUGGUGGAAAAUAAGUAUUUGGUCAAUAAUAAAAGUUUCUCAAUACUUUGUUAUAUACCCUUUGUUGGCAAUGACACAGGUCAAACGUUUUCUGUAAGUCUUCACAAGGUUUUCACACACUGUUGCUGGUAUUUUGGCCCAUUCUUCCAUGCAGAUCUCCUCUAGAGCAGUGAUGUUUUGGGGCUGUCGCUGGGCAACACGGACUUUCAACUCCCUCCAAAGAUGUUCUAUGGGAUUGAGAUCUGGAGACUGGCUAGGCCACUCCAGGACCUUGGAAUGCUUCUUACGAAGCCACUCCUUCGUUGCCCGGGCAGUGUGUUUGGGAUCAUUGUCAUGCUGAAAGACCCAGCCACGUUUCAUCUUCAAUGCCCUUGCUGAUGGAAGGAGGUUUUCACUCAAAAUCUCACGAUACAUGGCCCCAUUCAUUCUUUCCUUUACACGGAUCAGUCGUCCUGGUCCCUUUGCAGAAAAACAGCCCCAAAGCAUGAUGUUUCCACCCCCAUGCUUCACAGUAGGUAUGGUGUUCUUUGGAUGCAACUCAGCAUUCUUUGUCCUCCAAACAUGACGAGUUGAGUUUUUACCAAAAAGUUCUAUUUUGGCUUCAUCUGACCAUAUGACAUUCUCCCAAUCCUCUUCUGGAUCAUCCAAAUGCACUCUAGCAAACUUCAGACGGGCCUGGACAUGUACUGGCUUAAGCAGGGGGACACGUCUGGCACUGCAGGAUUUGUGUCCCUGGUGGCGUAGUGUGUUACUGAUGGUAGGCUUUGUUACUUUGGUCCCAGCUCUCUGCAGGUCAUUCACUAGGUCCCCCCGUGUGGUUCUGGGAUUUUUGCUCACCGUUCUUGUGAUCAUUUUGACCCCACGGGGUGAGAUCUUGCGUGGAGCCCCAGAUCGAGGGAGAUUAUCAGUGGUCUUGUAUGUCUUCCAUUUCCUAAUAAUUGCUCCCACAGUUGAUUUCUUCAAACCAAGCUGCUUACCUAUUGCAGAUUCAGUCUUCCCAGCCUGGUGCAGGUCUACAAUUUUGUUUCUGGUGUCCUUUGACAGCUCUUUGGUCUUGGCCAUAGUGGAGUUUGGAGUGUGACUGUUUGAGGUUAUGGACAGGUGUCUUUUAUACUGAUAACAAGUUCAAACAGGUGCCAUUAAUACAGGUAACGAGUGGAGGACAGAGGAGCCUCUUAAAGAAGAAGUUACAGGUCUGUGAGAGCCAGAAAUCUUGCUUGUUUGUAGGUGACCAAAUACUUAUUUUCCACCAUAAUUUGCAAAUAAAUUCAUUAAAAAUCCUACAAUGUGAUUUUCUGGAUUUUUUUUCCUCAAUUUGUCUGUCAUAGUUGACGUGUACCUAUGAUGAAAAUUACAGGCCUCUCUCAUCUUUUUAAGUGGGAGAACUUGCACAAUUGGUGGCUGACUAAAUACUUUUUUUCCCCACUGUAUUGGAUCACUAAAAAAUACAAUUUUUACAUUACCAUGUAGUUUACCAAUACAAUGGUCUGAUGGUGAUGUGGAUAUACUCGGAAUACAUAUCCCAAAGGAAAUAAAUGAUCUCACUUCAAUACAUUUUAAUAGAAAGUUAGCAAAAAUAGAUAAUAUCUUACUACCAUGGAAAGGAAAAUACCUGUCAAUUUGUGGAAAAAAUCACCCUGAUUAACUCUUUAGUAUUAUCCCAGUUUACCUAUUUGCUUAUGGUCUUGGCUACGCCUAGCGAACAGUUUUUUUAAAAUUAUAUGAGAAAAAAAUAUGUAAUUUUAUUUGGAACGGCAAGCCAGACAAAAUUAGAAGGGCAUAAUUAUAUAAUGAAUAUGAAUUCGGAGGACAGAAAUUAUUAAAUAUUAAAGCAUUAGACCUAUCACUAAAAGCUUCAGUCAUACAAAAGUUAUACUUAAAUCCGAACUGGUUCUCAAGCAAAUUAGUAAGAUUGUCUCAAACCCAUGUUCAAGAAAGGCCUUUUUCCCUUUAUUCAGAUUACAACAACUCAUUUGCAGUUAUUUGAAAAGGAAAUCAUCUCCCAAAUAUCACUAUUUCUAAAACAAGCCAUUGAAAGUUGGUUGCAAUUUCAAUUUAAUCCUCCAGAAAUGACAGAACAAAUAAUGCAACAAAUAUUGUGGUUAAAUUCAAAUAUACUAAUUGACAAAAAACCUUUAUUUUUUGACAGAAUGUUUAAAAAAGGUAUAAUCUUCGUAAAUGAUAUCAUUGGUAGGACUGGUGUUAUGUCGCACAUGCAGCUAACAAAAACAUAUGGAAAUGUCUGCUCUACCCAAAAUUACAACCAAAGAAUUGCAGCCUUACCGCAAAAGUGGAAGAGGAAAGUGGAAGGGGGAGAAAGUAAGGAACUUGUCUGUCGGCCUUCCAUUAAAGAACAUAAUUGGUUAAGGAAAACUGUGAUAAAUAAAAAAGUAUAUCAGUUUCACUUAAGGACCAAAGGAUUGACAGCCGUCCCAUAUAGAUUGCAAAAUAGUUGGAAGAGAUUUUUGACGUACCGAUCCCAUGGCAUAGUGUUUAUGAACUGACACGCAAAACGACACCGGAUUCAAAAAUUUGAAUCUUUCAAUUUAAAUUAUUAUAUAAAAUUCUUGCUACCAAUAGAAUGUUAUUUAUAUGGGGGAUACAAUCUUCCCAGCUCUGCAGAUUUUGCUGUGAAGAGACAGAAUCAUUAGAUCAUUUGUUUUGGUUCUGUCCAUUUGUAGCUUGUUUUUGGACACAGGUCCAGGAAUGGCUAAAGGAUUGCAAUAUUUACCUGGAGCUAACCUUGCAGAUAGCAUUACUGGGUGAUCUGAAAAGUCAUAGUCAAUCAAUCAAUAAUAUAAUAAUACUUUUAGCAAAAAUGUUUAUUUUUAAUUCACAAUCUGUAGAAGCAAUGAGAAUAGAAAGGUUCAGAACUUUUGUAAAACAUCACAGUACGGUUGAAAUAUAUAUGGCAAAUAGAAAUCCUAUAUGGAUGGUGUUAAGAGAUAGAUGGGAGGUAUUGAAUAGAGUUGAAGAAUGGGACUAAUAACAAAUAACAACAGAUAAUAACAAAUAUAGCUAAUAAUGUAAGCAUACUGCGUCCAUAAUAAGUAUAUAGGUUGGGAGCUUAUGGGAAAGAGCACAGUUAGAAAGAUAUGGCAUAUAGAAGCAAACCGGAUGGACAUCAUGAAAAUGAUCGGAGAGGUUGAGAGUAGAAGAAGUUCAGGAGAAAGAACAAUAUAUAUAUAUAUAUAUAUAAUAGUAUUAUUGUAAAAUUAACUGUGUCCAUAAGGUGUAAAUAGUAAGUAUAGACCGGAAGUAGAGGCCUGGGCAUUGUUGUUCACUAAUUUACUCCAAGUAGGGAAAGGAUGGUGGAAAAGUAAUAAAGGGGAGUAUAUAUAUAAAAAACAUGGGGGAUUGGAAGUGAUGCAGACAAUUACAUUGAUAGAAGAUACAAUCUAUCUGCAAUAUUAAGCUGAUCCAUCCCCCCCCAAAUAAUAAUAAUAAUAAUAAUAAUAAUAAUAAUAAUACAUAUCUGUUGCAUUACAAACUCACCUUAAUAGGUGCUGAGGUUUGUCUUUCACAAACAUAUAGGGUAAGAUAUGUCCAUAUCCAAAAUAAAACCCUAGGCAUGUGUAGAUAUGAAUUAAAUAGAUGGGUAUAUACGCAAUAUGGAAAUAAUGCAUUAAAGAAAUACAGCGAAAAUGUUAUUGACAAACUGAGGGCAAGGUGGAGCUAGCUACAACCACAUUGCUUACACUUUUCCCCUGAUUUCAGAUCCAUAUGAAUUGCCCAAGGAAAUAAGGGCUAUGGGUUGUUUCUGGAAAUGCCAAUAAUUAUGUUCUUACUUCUAGAGAGAACGCAGUUUAAUAGAAUGCAGAUCAAAUGGCAUGGGGUUGUGGGUAAUGGAGGAAAGUGUAGGUCAUAUGAUCCGGGCCUCCAUUACACAAAUUGAAUUAACUCUGAGCACUUGUGGAGACAGGCUUAUAAAAAACAACGUUGCGACUUUAUGGUUUUUAAUAAACAUUCUCAAAACAGGGCAAAUAAUUGAAUUUAUGGAGUCAGUUUCUCUCUGGGUAGGGCAACAAAUGAAUUACUGUACAUGUUGCAGUAGCAUAGGGGAGACUGUUUGGCUGGGUGAAUUAUCUGAAUGAACACACAUACAUGCACGGAAUUCCAUGAUUCAGCUGUAGGGUGUAGACUGUGGCUGAGUGAAUCCAACACACACACACACACACACACACACACACACACACACACACACACACACAUAGACACACACAUUGCAGUGGUUUACUUAAGUGUGUGCUGAUAGCACCAUGAGGAGCCAAUGACAAUUUAUAUACAUUGAGCAAUUUACAGAGAAAGCACAAUACUCUGGGCUGGAAAUGGCAUGCAAAGUAAACUUUGUGUGCAGGAGUGAGUGUGUGUAUGUGGUCAGUUUGUGUCGGAGUAUACCAUGUAAACCUCCUGAUCUAAUUAGGAAUAGGUUUUACAGUAACCUUUUUCCACUGGUGCUACUAAUGUUUUCAGCUUGUGGCACCAGCACAUGAUAUAGUCUCACCAAUUAAAAAAAAUAUAUAUAUUUUACAUAAUUGAUAAUGACAUGGCCUGUGUCCCAUAAUGUGCCUGCAUUCCAAACAGAACCAGGCUAAUAAUGACUAGCCAUCUUUUAAAUUAAGAUGCCCUUGUGUUCUAACAUUGAUUUGGAUACAUUUUACUGUAACAGCAAAGAAAAGAGACUGUUAAAAUAAAGUGCAAAAUGUAUUUCUCGCAUGAGUUAUUUUCUGCGAAAUCCUCUAGAAGGCAUAAUUUGAAAAAACUAUGCUAGAUAUCAAAACAAUACCACAGCAAAAAGAAAUUCAGUGGCUUGCAAAAGUAUUCACCCCCCUUGGCAUUCUUCCUAUUUUGUUGCCUUACAACCUGGAUUUAAAAUGGAUUUUUUUUGGGGGGGGGGUUGUAUCAUUUGAUUUACACAACAUGCCUACCACUUUGAAGAUGCAAAAUAUUUUUUUUUGUGAAACAAACAAGAAAUAAGACUAAAAAACUUGAGCGUGCAUAACUAUUCACCCCACCACAUCUAGCCACUGGGAUUUAUGCCCAUUCUUCAAGGCAAAACUUCUCCAGCUCCUUCAAGUUGGAUGGGUUCCGCUGGUGUACAGCAAUCUUUAAGUCAUACCACAGAUUCUCAAUUGGAUUGAGGUCUGGGCUUUGACAACAUUUAAAUGUUUCCCCUUAAACCACUCCAGUGUUGCUUUAGCAGUAUGCUUAGGGUCAUUGUCCUGCUGGAAGGUGAACCUCCGUCCCAGUCUCAAUUCUCUGGAAGACUGAAACAGGUUUCCCUGUAUUUAGAGCCAUCCAUCAUUCCUUCAAUUCUGACCAGUUUCCCAGUCCCUGCCAAUGAAAAACAUUCCCACAGCAAGAUGCUGCCACCACCAUGCUUCACUGUGGGGAUGGUGUUCUCGGGGUGAUGAGAGUUGUUGGGUUUGUGCCAGACAUAGCGUUUUCCUUGAUGGCCAAAAAGCUCAAUUUUUGUCUCAUCUGACCAUAGUACCAUCUUCCAUGUGUUUGGGAAGUCUCCCACAUGACUUUUGGUGAACACCAGAAAUGUUAGCUUAUUUUUUUAUUUAAGCAAUGGCUUUUUUCUGGCCACUCUUCCGUAAAGCCCAGCUCUGUGGACUGUACGGCUUAAAGCGGUCCUAUGGACAGAUACUCCAAUCUCCGCUGUGGAGCUUUGCAAGUCCUUCAGGGUUAUCUUUGGCCUCUCUGAUUAAUGCCCUCCUUGCCUGGUCCGUGAGUUUUGGUGGGCGGCCCUCUCUUGGCAGGUUUGUUGUGGUGCCAUAUUCUUUCAAUUUUUUUAUAAUGGAUUUAAUGGUGCUCCGUGGGAUGUUCAAAGUUUUGGAUAUUUUUUUAUAACCCAACCCUGAUCUGUACUUCUCCACAACUUUGUCCCUGACCUGUUUGGAGAGCUCCUUGGUCUUCAUGGUGCCACUUGCUUGGUGGUGCCCCUUGCUUAGUGGUGUUGCAGACUGGGGCCUUUCAGAACAGGUGUAUAUAUACUGAGAUCAUGUGACAUAUCAUGUGACACUUAGAUUGCACACAGGUGGACUUUAUUUAACUAAUUAUGUGACUUCUGGUGGUAAUUGGUUGCACCAGAUCUUAUUUAGGGGCUUGAUAGCAAAGGGGGUGAAUACAUAUACACGGACCACUUUGCCGUUAUUUAUUUGUUCAUUUUUUUUUUUAAAACUUAUGUUUUUCAUUUCACUUCACAAAUUUGGACUAUUUUGUGUAUGUCCAUUACAUAAAAUCCAAAUAAAAAUCCAAUUAAAUUACAGGUUGUAAUGCAACAAAAUAGGAAAAACGCCAAGGGGGAUGAAUACUUUUGCAAGGCACUGUACAAACAGGGAGGAGGACUGUGAUUUCCCUCAAUCUUGUCAUGUUUUCCCUCUCAAAUCACACUUUUUUUUAAAAAAUAUUACAUCCAAUUCUGUUGUUUUUCACAACAAUGCUUAAACACACCAGGGGACCAUUUUUGAGGUCUGAAAAAAAUCUGAGAAAUUUAGAUUUUUUUGGGUAGUAACCCUCAGGUGUGCACCAACCAGCUUGUUGUGUUUGGCUAGUGGUGUUUCAGUAGCGCACUUGUGAUGGAGUUUUCAAAACAAAUGGCCACUGGAUUGAUGCAGAUAAUAAUGAUAUUUAUGCCACUUCCUUAUGCCAUUGAAACCAGCAUUUCUCUCUUGUUUUCAGGCUUUCAAAUCAGCUUUCUUUCAUUGACCAGUAGCCAAAGGCACAAUAGUCAUAUUAGCAACCCAUUCUAGUUGUUGCAUCUUUAGAUCUCCCCUCUUUCAACAUUUCUAAGGGAUAUUUUCAUCUCUCACAUGAAACCGCUCGCAUGUGUGGUGCGCUUUUGAGAACGGUGUUUUCCCGCUUAUUGCAUUUAGAAGCAUUCACACGUAUAGCCUACUGCCGUGUGUGCAUUGCUGCACUUAUAAUGUGAAGAAUUAGUUUAUCAAGAUAUUAAGCUAAACCUUCUGAUCUGUUGCAUCAGCCUCAUUUGCUUUUUUUUUUAUAGCCUGCAGUGGUUGUAUGAAUUUGGGAUCUAUCAUCGCACAACUGUCCCAGAGUCUGUUUGGAAUUUUUAUUUCUCACACAGAACACCAAGCUGACCAAUAUAAUAGGUAAACUUUUCUACUAUGGGGGAUAGUAGAUUGACAUAAGCUAGUGAUUAAUGUGGACAUGGUCUUUUACCAAAUAGGGCUAUCUUCUGUAUACCCGCCUACCUUGUCACAACACAACUGAUUGGCUAAUAAUAAAUAAAUUCCACAAAUUAACUUUUAACAAGGCACACCUGUUAAUUGAAAUGCAUUCCAGGUGACUACCUCAUGAAACUGGUUGAGAGAGUGCCAAGAGUGUGCAAAGCUGUCAUCAAGGCAAAGGGUGGCUAUUUGAAGAAUCUCAAAUAUAAAAUAUAUUUUGAUUUGUUUAACACUUCUUUGGUUACUACAUGAUUCCAUAUGUGUUAUUUCAUAGUUUUGAUGUCUUCACUAUUAUUCUGCAAUGUAGAAAAUAGUAAAAAUAAAGAAAAACCCUUGAAUGAGUAGGUGUGUCCAAACGUUUGACUGGUACUGUAGGUAUAAUGGACAUUAUAAGAAGAAGAGAGAGGGAAGGAGGAAGGGGAGAGAGAUGGAUGGCUGGAUAUAGAGAGAUGACAGGGUGAGCAGGAGAGAUAGAGGGAUAUAGAGAGAUGACAGGGUGAGCAGGAGAGAUGGAGGGAUAGAGAGAGAUGACAGGGUGAGCAGGAGAGAUGGAGGGAUAUAGAGAGAUGACAGGGUGAGCAGGAGAGAUGGAGGGAUAUAGAGAGAUGACAGGGUGAGCAGGAGAGAGAGGGAUAUAGAGAGAUGACAGGGUGAGCAGGAGAGAUGGAGGGAUAUAGAGAGAUGACAGGGUGAGCAGGAGAGAUGGAGGGAUAUAGAGAGAUGACAGGGUGAGCAGGAGAGAUGGAGGGAUAUAGAGAGAUGACAGGGUGAGCAGGAGAGAUGGAGGGAUAUAGAGAAAUGACAGGAUGAGCAGGAGAGAUAUAGAUAGAUGACAGGUGAGCAGGAGAGAUGGAGGGAUAUAGAGAGAUGACAGGGUGAGCAGGAGAGAUGCAUGGCUAUGGAGAGAGGAGGGAGAGUUUGAUGAAAGUUAGUUCUUCCUCCCGCUGACUGUCAGUAAGUGUAGUCUAUCCUAUUAGCCAUGCCUCCCUCCACUCUCUCCUAAAUAACUAAAUUUUCUACGUUUCCUUCCUUUUUUGAGGCGGUUUCUUUUAUUAGUUUUCCAUCUCUCUCUUUCUUUCAUCUCUUGCUUAUCCAUUUCUAUUGGACUUUUUCCCAUCUGCUCUGCUCUCCUCCCUCACUUCACUGCUCUACCUCACAUCUCUUCACUUCCCUCUAUUUAUUCUUUAUCCCCUUUUCCCCUCUCUCUCCUCAUCCCUCGGUUUUCUCUGUGCUGGCCAGCUUAGAUUGAGGCCAGCGGGACAUGAGCUGGUACACACACACACACACAUUUUUGGUAGCCUCCUGCUGAGUUGAAAGGCUCAGGCUCUGGAAAGUAACUGCUUUGGGCCAGAAAGAGGGGUGUGUGUGUGUGUGUGUGUGUGUGUUGGAGGGGUGUGGUGUUGUUUGUGUACUGAGGUAGCUGGUGGGCAGGGGCUGUGAAGGAAAUGUGGGGGUAGUUUUACAGGAAAUAGAAGAGGAGAGGAAUCAUUAUGCCUUUCUAUUUUCUUGUCCUCUGCUGAGAGUGAUUGAAAACAUGUCUUGAGAUAUACCCACCACCACCCCACCACCAUCUCCUCUCCACCUCAGAGUUUUGAGCUUGUGGGGAAGUUUUCACCUGAGGGGGCGUCCCCCCAAAAUGAAUCUUUAUCCCCCCCCCCCCCAACACACACCCCAUAAUCUUCUGCUCUCACCAGUCCUAGCCAAUCAGAGACGAGCUGAGUCGGCGGGGGAGCAGUUGAACAGCAUGUGACAAGAACAGGCCUUAGAGGAAGAGAUUAGAACACCACUCCCUCCAUCCCUCGCUCUCUCCCUCCUUCUCUCUAUCUAGAGGGAGCUUUUCAUCCAGUCCACAUUAUCUCUGCCUGCUCGCCAGGGGGGACCUGCAGUGACAGAAUUCACUUUAUUCUCUCUCUUUCGCUCUGUGGCCCUGUUUCUCUUUCUAAUUUCCCUCCCUCUGUGGUUCGGUUUCAUCCUUUCAUUUCUUCCGCUCUCCUUUCAAUCUCUCUCCAUUUCUCUCUCCCACCUCUGCCUUUCGCUUCCUCCCUCCAUCUCUCUCUGUUUGCGUCCAGACAACAGCAUAAUCCUCCAACUGUCUCGCUCUCUCGCUCUAGCUGGGGCCCACCACCAUGGCCCUCUUAAGGCGCUGAGAUCCAAUCUCCUCCGCCCUCCUUCUUAAAUAUUUACUCCCUGACUCAAGGAAGGGACAUGAUUAGUGAGUGAUUGAGGAGAGACAAAAAGAGGGAAAGAGCUAAUUGCUUUUGGCCUGCCUUUAACAGCAUGCUUUUUGGAGGAGCUGGAAACAAAGUGGGGCUGAAUGAAGCUGGACUUUAAGAAGUCUUAGUUUAUAGGGGUAGUUUUGUGGUCUUUAUCAGGUUCAUCCACACAUACACAUGAACAUCUCAUUCCAAAAUCACCGGCAUUAAUAUGGAGUUGGUCCCCCCUUUGCUGCUAUAACAGCCUCCACUCUUCUGGGAAGGCUUUCCACUAGAUGUUGGAACAUUGCUGCGGUGACUGCGGGGACUAAUCGCACUGAUGUUGGGCGAUUAGUUCCAAUUCAUCCCAAAGGUGUUCGAUGGGAUUGAGGUCAGGGCUCUGUGCAGGCCAGUCAAGUUCUUCCACACCGACAAACCAUUUCUGUAUGGACCUUGCUUUGUACACUGGUGGAUUGUCAUUCUGAAACAGGAAAGGGCUUUCCUCAAACUGUUGCCACAAAGUUGGAAGCACAGAAUCGUCUAGAAUGUCAUUGUAUGCUGUAGCAUUAAUAUUUCCCUUCACUGGAAGGAAGGGGCCUAGCCCGAACCAUGAAAAACAGCCCCAGACCAUUAUUCUUCCUCCACCAAACUUUACAGUUGGCACUAUGCAUUGGGGCAUUCUCCUGGCAUCCGCCAAACCCAGAUUUGUCCGUCGGACUGCCAGAUGGUGAAGAGUGAUUCAUUACUGACUUGUUGGAAAGGUGGCAUCCUAUGACAGUGCUACAUUCAAAGUCAUGGAGCUCUUCAGUAAGGCCAUUCUAAUGCCAAUGUUUGUCUAUGGAGAUUUGCAUGGCGGUGUGCUAAAUUUUAUACCCCUUUCAGCAACGGGUGUGGCUGAAAUAGCCGAAUCCACUAAUUUGAAGGGGUGUCCACAUACUUUUGUAUGUAUAGGGUAGGUUUAGUUAGUAGUGUUGUAUUUGGAUCACACACACACACACACACACAGAUAGAUCUGAACAGGGCCUCCCUCAUUUAGUACGACACUUUAUUUUCUAGAGAAUUCUUUAGCCAUUCCCUAAUUGCAGAAACCAAUAACUAAAAUGUUGCAUAAUAUUCCUCAGAUGCUCGAUUAAGUUCUGGGGGCAAUGUUAGAACAUAUACUAGAUUGGGGAGCGCAGGGCGGUAGCUCUACACCACUCUCCUUGCAAGUUUAUUGACCAAAUGUCCCCACCCUUUCUGAAAUUUGAAAGAUGCAAACACCUGCGAAAUCUGAUUUUCAGCAACAAUUUGUGCUUUUCAGGAGGGAAUAUUUACUGAAUAAUUAUGUGAUGGUUGCAGCCCACAAAAAUGAAAUGGCAUUGAAUCGAAUGAAUAAGAUCCAUUGAUUUAGGUCGUUGUGCCUCUCUCUAGUCCAGUUAUACUGUACAAAUGACUGCCAGUUCAUUGAAAGGUUUGGUGUCUAUGGUAUAUUCUCUCUAGUAGCUAUGAGUCCCCAUUAUUAGAGAAAGUCUGCUACAAACCACACUCACAAUCUCACAGACUAGUUUUUUUCCCAGCUGUGCCACUUACAGUGAGGGGAAAAAAGUAAUUGAUCCCCUGCUGAUUUUGUACGUUUGCCCACUGACAAAGACAUGAUCAGUUUAUAAUUUUAAUGGUAGGUUUAUUUGAACAGUGAGAGACAGAAUAACAACAACAAAAAUCCAGAAAAACACAUGUCAAAAAUUGUAUAAAUUGAUUUGCAUUUUAAUGAGGGAAAUAAGUAUUUGACCCCUCUGCAAAACAUGACUUAGUACUUGGUGGCAAAACUCUUGUUGGCAAUCACAGAGGUCAGAUGUUUCUUGUAGUUGGCCACCAGGUUUGCACACAUCUCAGGAGGGAUUUUGUUCCACUCCUCUUUGCAGAUCUUCUCCAAGUCAUUAAGGUUUUGAGGCUGACGUUUGGCAACUCAAACCUUCAGCUCCCUCCACAUAUUUUCUAUGGGAUUAAAGUCCGGAGACUGGCUAGGCCACUCCAGGACCUUAAUGUUCUCCUUCUUGAGCCACUCCUUUGUUGCCUUGGCCAUGUGUUUUGGGUCAUUGUCAUGCUGGAAUACCCAUCCACGACCCAUUUUCAAUGCCCUGGCUGAAGGAAGGAGGUUCUCACCCAAGAUUUGACGGUACAUGGCCCCGUCCAUCGUCUCUUUGAUGCAGUGAAGUUGUCCUGUCCCCUUAGCAGAAAAACACUCCCAAAGCAUAAUGUUUCCACCUCCAUGUUUGACGGUGGGGAUGGUGUUCUUGGGGUCAUAGGUAGCAUUCAUCCUCCUCCAAACACGGCGAGUUGAGUUGAUGCCAAAGAGCUCCAUUUUGGUCUCAUCUGACCACAACACUUUCACCUAGUUCUCCUCUGAAUCAUUCAGAUGUUCAUUGGCAAACUUCAGACGGGCCUGUAUAGGUGCUUUCUUGAGCAGGGGGACCUUGCGGGCGCUGCAGGAUUUCAGUCCUUCAUGGCGUAGUGUGUUACCAAUUGUUUUCUUGGUGACUAUGGUCCCAGCUGCCUUGAGAUCAUUGACAAGAUCUGCCCGUGUAGUUCUGGGCUGAUUCCUCACCGUUCUCAUGAUCAUUGCAACUCCACAAGGUGAAAUCUUUCAUGGAGCCCCAGGCCGAGGGAGAUUGACAGGUAUUUUGUGUUUCUUCCAUUUGCGAAUAAUCGCACCAACUGUUGUCACCUUCUCACCAAGCUGUUUGGCGAUGGUCUUGUAGCCCAUUCCAGCCUUAUGUAGAUCUACAAUCUUGUCCCUUGGCAUCCUUGGAGAGCUCUUUGGUCUUGGCCAUGGUGGAGAGUUCGGAAUCUGAUUGAUUGAUUGCUUCUGUUGACAGGUGUCUUUUAUACAGGUAACAAGCUGAGAUUAGGAGCACUCCCUUUAAGAGUGUGCUCCUAAUCUCAGCUCGUUACCUGUAUAAAAGACACCUGGGAGCCAGAAAUCUUUCUGAUUGAGAGGGGAUCAAAUACUUAUUUCCCUCAUUAAAAUGCAAAUCAAUUUAUAACAUUUUUGACAUGCGUUUUUCUGGAUUUUUUUGUUGUUAUUCUGUCUCUCACUGUUCAAAUAAACCUACCAUUAAAAUUAUAGACUGAUUAUUUCUUUGUCAGUGGGCAAACUUUCAAAAUCAUCAGGGGAUCAAAUACUUUUUUCCCUCACUGUGUAUAUAUAUAUAUAUAUAUAUAUAUAUAUAUAUAUAUAUAUAUAUAAAAUUACAAAUACACAGUCAUGGGAAGCAGACAUAAAACAUCACAAAUCACCCAGAAAAACAGAUAUAUUCCUCCUCGAAUACGUCCCCAAUCAAUACUUUAAAUUGCCCGAAUGGCACCAGAACAUCAAGAUUAAAUGUAUUUAGAUUUUUUUUCAGCAAUACAUCGUAUUAAAGCUAAAAGCAUAUUUACCUUGCUCGGUGGAGACCGUAGGAACCUCAACUCAGGUGUCUAUACUUCAACAACAAAGUUAGAUAAGACGGAAGUUUAAGGAAGUAGGGCCAAAAAGGGAGUAAUGUAGAGAUCUACCUGUCUUUAGCGAAGUCCAGCCAACCUUUUGAUACAGGAUGCAGCGAUGAGUAUCAAAACUGUCACCUUUAACAAAACUAAGGGUAGAUGGCAUCCAAAGGUUUAAGAGUAGUAGCAGCUGCACUUUGAUAAAUAAUACAUUUUGUCUUGCACAUUCACCCUCUGAAUGGCACACAUACACAAUCCAUGACUCAAUUGUCUCAACGCUUAAAAAUCCUUCUUUAACCUGUCUCCUCCCCUUUAUCUACGCUGAUUGAAGUGGAUUUAACAGGUGUCAUCAAUAAGGCAUCAUAGCUUUCACCUGGAUUCACCUGGUCAGUCUAUGUCAUGGAAGAGCAGAUGUUCUUAAUGUUUAAUACACUCAGUUUGGUUGUACACACAUAAGUACCCACACUCCUCAUGGGUCUCCAUUCUAGUAGCACUUCAAUCACAAUGUGCUACUUUAAAGCAUAUUGAGCACGUCGGCUUGAUAGCAUCAUAGGCCUAUUUACUGUAGUGGAGCUGAGGAGGCCAAAAUAGAGCCUAUCUGACGGGCCCCACAGCUGCCUCUGUUGCCAAGACAAACUAUAUUUGCUGCACCACUGCUCUCUGCUAAUGGUAUGAGAUGAUGUGCUGGGUCGGAGCCAUGCCAAGAAUCAGAUAAGCCACCUCUGUCGGUAUAGGUUAUGAAAGGAAAACACAAAGCUAGAGAUAGAGGGGGAAACGGCGAGAGUUUUUUGUGUGUGUGUGUGUGUGAGAGAGAGAGAAAGAGACUGUCCCUGCAGGUAUGCUGAAAGUUCUGAGAUGACCUAUAAACCUCUGCUAGAGCGAGUUCAUGUUACAGAUGUGCUAUUUGUGUAAGUGUCCAUUACAUUUGCCAAUACACAAAGUCAAUUAUGUUCUCUCCGUACAUAAAAUAGGUAUAGGUAAAUAGUAUAGCAGUUACGAUGUGAUUGAAAGCCACAUUUUUCUUUUAGGCACAAACAGUAUAUUGUUCCCAUUACGGGUACUUGAGAGCCCAUUAACUUUGAUCCUUGGAGCCACUUAAAACCUCCCACAUUCAUCUCCAUGAAACAGCACCCUCUUCCUUAGGAGAGGGGGGCGGAGAGGGAGAAAGAGAGACUCUUGUACACACCUUUCCUCUUUAUCUGCAGUAUUUCUCUCGCUCUCUCUCUCACACACACACACACACCAUGAACCAAGUGACCCGUGUGUUUGCACAUGUGUGUGCAUAAUGGUGAUGGGAAUGGCAGGUGUGUGGGAACACUGGUUGGAAUGUGAGUUGGAAUCCUGUGGCUCUGCCAGGAAUAGCCUUGGGAAAGGCAAAGUCAGAGUGUAUGGAUUACACUCACACACCCUGGGAGAGAUGGUGAAGUUGAAGCACAUUCUGCUUCUUAGACCAUGGAGAGAGAUGAGGAAAAGUGGAUUUGUGUGUGCGUGUUCGCGUGUUCGCGCUUGGAAUGCAGUGGGAUGAGAGGAGCUGAGCUGAGCAGGCAUCAAAGCAUUAGGAGGAAACCUCAUCAACUACCAACUGAUCCACCUGAUACCACAACCAAGACAUGCACUGUGUGUGUGUGUGUGUGUGUGUGUGUGUUUGUUAGAUUUCUCAACUACUCGUGUGUGUGUGUGCAGGAAUGUAGUGGUCAAAAAUAGGUGGCUAAAUGUUGAUUGCCGUCCGCGGUGAGUAAAGUAACGCUCUAUAUACUUUCAAUGCCCUCCACUACAACAUUGUUUGUAUAUAGUAUGUAUGGGCUGGAAGUAGAGGCCUAAGCCUCGGCUGAAUUCGUGACAGUACCCCCCCUUGCCGCGCGCCGACCCUGGCCUCUGGGACGGUCAGGAGGACGCGGAGCAGGGCGAGUCGGAUGACUACGGUGGAAAUCCCUCAACAUGGAGAGAUCGAGGAUGUCCCUUCUAGGGACCCAGCACUGUUCCUCCGGACUGUACCCCUCCCACUCCACGAGAUACUGCAGGCCCCCCACCCGACGCCUCGAAUCCAAGAUGGAACGGACCAAGUACGCCGGUGCCCCCUCGAUGUCCAGUGGGGGGCGGAGGAACCUCCCGUACCUCAGACUCCUGGAGCGGACCAGCUACUACCGGCCUGAGGAGAGACACGAGGGGUUAAUACGGUAAUUAAGAGGAAGCUGUAACCUAUAACAGACCUUGUUCAAUCUCCUCAGGACUUUAAAUGGCCCCACAAACCGCCGACCCAGCUUCCGGCAGGGCAGGCGAAGGGGCAGGUUUAGGGUCGAGAGCCAGACCCGGUGGCGGUCGGCGCUCGCCUUUUGUCGCCUGAUGGCCCGCUGCAGGCGUACAUGGGCAGCGUUCCAGGUCUCUUCCGAGCGCCGAAACCACUCAUCCACCGCAGGAGCCUCGAUCUGGCUCUGAUGCCAAGGUGCCAGGACCGGCUGAUAACCUAACACACACUGAAAUGGAGAAAGGUUAGUAGAGGAGUGGCGGAGUGAGUUUUGGGCCAUCUCUGCCCAGGGGAUAAAACCCGACCACUCCCCCGGCCGGUCCUGGCAAUAGGACCGCAGAAACCUACCCACAUCCUGGUUAACUCUCUCCACCUGCCCAUUACUCUCGGGGUGAAAACCUGAGGUCAGGCUGAUCGAGAUCCCCAGACGUUCCAUGAAAGCCCUCCAGACCCUUGAGGUGAACUGGGGACCCCGAUUCGAUACAAUAUCCUCAGGCACCCCGUAAUGCCGGAAGACGUGUGUAAAUAGGGCCUCAGCAGUUUGUAGGGCCGUAGGGAGACCUGGCAUAGGAAUGAGACGGCAGGACUUAGAAAACGAUCCACAAUGACCAGGAUCGUGGUGUUCCCCUGUGAGGGGGGGAAGGUCCGUAACAAAAUCCACCGAUAGGUGGGACCACGGCCGUUGUGGAACGGGUAGGGGUUGUAAUUUCCCUCUGGGCAGGUGUCUAGGUGCCUUACACUGGGCGCACACCGAGCAGGAGGAAACAUAAACCCUCAUGUCCUUGGCUAAAGUGGGCCACCAGUACUUCCCACUAAGACAGUGCACUGUCCGACCGAUGCCAGGAUGACCAGAGGAGGGUGACGUGUGAGCCCAAUAAAUCAAUCUAUCACGAACCUCGAGCAGCACGUACAUACGACCCUUUGGACACUGGGGGGGAGUGGCCCGGUACGUAACGCUCGCUCGAUGUCCGCGUCAACCUCCCACACCACCGGCGCCACCAGACACGACGCCGGAAGUAUGGGAGUGGGCUCAAUGGACCUCUCCUCUGUGUCAUACAGUCGGGACAGGGCGUCUGCCUUAGCGUUCUGGGAACCUGGUCUGUAAGUAAGAGUAAACACAAAACGCGUGAAGAACAUGGCGCACCUUGCCUGGCGAGGGUUCAAUCCAGAUGUACUCCAGAUUGCGGUGGUCAGUCAAAAUGAGAAAAGGGUUUUUAGCCCCCUCAAGCCAAUGCCUCCACACUUUCAGAGCUUUAACCACAGCUAACAGCUCCCGGUCCCCCACAUCAUAGUUGCGCUCCGCCGGGCUGAGUUUCUUCGAAAAGAAAGCACAGGGGCGGAGCUUUGGUGGCGUACCCGAGCGCUGAGACAGUACAGCUCCUAUCCCAGCCUCGGACGCAUCCAACUCAACCUGGAAUGGUAAGGAGGGAUCCGGAUGAGCCAGCACGGGAGCCGAGGUAAACAGGUCCUUCAGGUGACCAAAAGCCCUGACCGCCUCAGCUGACCACUGCAGUCGCACCGGUCCCCCCUUCAGCAAGGAGGUAAUGGGAGCCACUACCUGACCAAAGCCCCGGAUAAACCUCCGGUAGUAGUUGGCAAAACCCAAGAAUCGCUGCACCUCCUUCAGUCGGCUAAUUACGCACGGACGAAAUGCGGUCAAUCUCCACCUCCACACCUGACGCGGACAAGCGGUGCCCUAGGAAGGAGAUAGACUCUUGGAAGAACAGAAAUGUAUCCGUCUUCACAUACAGGUCAUGCUCCAACAGUCGACCAAGCACCUGAAGCACCAGGGACACAUGCGCGGCCCGUGUAGCGGAGUAUAUGAGGAUGUCAUCAAUAUACACCACAACACCCUGUCCAUGCAGGUCCCUGAAAAUCUCAUCAACAAAGGAUUGGAAGACUGAUGGAGCAUUCAUCAACCCGUAUGGCAUGACAAGGUACUUAUAGUGCCCAGAGGUGGUACUGAAUGCUGUCUUCCACUCAUCUCCCUCCCGGAUACGCACCAGGUUGUACGCGCUCCUGAGAUCCAAUUUAGUGAAGAAGCACGCCCCGUGCAAUGACUCCGUCAUACUAGCAAUCAGAGGUAGUGGAUAGCUGUACUUCACAGUGAUCUGAUUAAGACCACGGUAGUCAAUGCACGGGCAUAAGCCACCAUCCUUCUUCUUCACAAAAAAGAAACUCGAGGAGACAGGGGAAGUGGAAGGCCGAAUGUAUCCCUGCCUCAGAGAUUUGGUGACAUGUUUCCAUAGCCACCGUCUCCUCCUGUGACAGAGGAUACACGUGACUCCGAGGAAGUGCAGCGCCUACCUGGAGGUUUAUCGCACAAUCCCCCUGUCGAUGGGGUGGUAACUAAGUCGCCUUCUUUUUACAGAAGGCGAGAGCCAAAUCGGCAUAUUCAGGCGGAAUGUGCAUGGUGGAAUCCUGGUUUGGACUUUCCACCGUAGUUGCCCCUACGGAAACACCUACACACCUCCCCGAGCACUGACUUGACCAUCCCUUGAGAGCCCUCUGUUGCCAUGAAAUAGUGGGGUCAUGAGAGGUUAACCAGGGAAGCCCCAACACCAAUGGAAAUGCAGGAGAAUCAAUCAGAUAGAGACUAAUGUUUUCCUCAUGACCCUCCUGCGUCUUCAUCCAGAGUGGAGCUGUGACCUCCCUAAUCAGACCUGACCCUAAUGGGCGACUAUCUAGGGCAUGUAUAGGGAAGCGCACAUCAACUGGCACAAUAGGAAUCCCUAAACUACGGGAAAACUGACGAUCAAUAAAGUUCCCAUCUGCGCCUGAAUCUACUAGCGCCUUAUGCUGGGAAUGAGGAGAAAACUCUGGAAAUACGACAUCUAUACACAUAUGCGCAACAGGGAGCUCUGGGUGAGUCGGGUGCCUACUCACCUGAAACGGUCCACCAGUGCGACUCCGUAAAGACCCUCCCCAGCACCGACCAGCAGUGUGUUGUCUGCGGCCACAGUUGGUGCAGGGUACGGCCCCUCUACUGGUAUCCCUAAGAGCAGCACCUCCGAGCUCCAUAGGGGUAGGGUCGGAGGUGCUGGGGGGUGGAAUGGACGUCCCCUGAUCCGGACGUCCGCGGGUGGCCAACAGGUUAUCCAGCCUGAUUGACAUAUCCACCAGUUGGUCCAGGUUAAGGUUGGUGUCCCUGCAGGCCAGUUCCCGACGAACGUCCUCCCUUAGGCUGCAUCGGUAGUGGUCGAUAAGGGCCCUCUCAUUCCAUCCUGCGCUGGCAGCCAGAGUCCUAAAGGCCAGUGCAAAAUCCUGUGCGCUCCUCUUCUCCUGUCUGAGGUGGAAUAGACGUUCACCCGCCUGUCUGAGGUGGAAUAGACGCUCACCCGCCGGGUAAACUCCUCAUAACUUACAGAUGCUGCGUCUAUUCCUCUCCACUCGGCGUUGGCCCACUCGAGCGCUUUACCGGACAGACAGGAGAUGAGGGCGGACACGCUCUCGUAUCCCGAGGGAGCCGGGUGGAUGGUUUCCAGGUAGAGCUCUACCUGGAGCAGAAAACCCUGACACCCGGCAGCUGUACCGUCGUAUGCCCUCGGGAGCGAGAGCCGAAUCCCACUGGACCCAGGUGGUGAAAAGGUGGACAGCGGUGUAGGGUGGUGUAAUUGGAAGAGGUAUAGGAAAACCUCCUCUAUCCCAUCGCUCCAUAGUAUUCACCACUCGUUCCAUUGCGGUGCCGAGAUCCUGGAUCAUGGUCGCUUGUUGUUGGACGCGUUCCUCCAUCGAUCCGGCUGGCACGGCUGUACCCGCUGACUCCAUAUUUGGUGCGUGUUUCUGUCAAGGCGUCAGUGUAAUGCGGUAGGACGAAGUCAGGCGCAGGACACAGAGCUAAUCGGAAAACGUACUUUACUCGUAGGUAUCUUAAUGAACACACCUCCACGCAGGGAGGAACAAACCCGCUCACAUACACGACUACCCCCCCCCCAAAAAAAAGGCAAAAUGUUUUGUGUGUGAUUGCUCAUGUGCGUGUGUUGUUCGUGUGAGCACAAAUGUUUUUUAUACCUUAUGGCGGCGUGUUUCUUUGUUUAUCUUGUGCUUGUGGGUGUCCUGCCUGCAUACGUGUGUAUUCACACUGUGCUCUCUGUCGCCCAGAUCAGUUGAAUUACUGAAAGAUGUUACAUUGAAAACUUUCAAAAGGGAAUUCAGUGUUAGUUGCUAGCUCAAAGACUGUGCUAGACUGCUAAUGCAAAUAAUCUCAUGGUAGAAGUUGCCCCUAAACACAGAUCUUGGAUCAGAUUACCCUACACCCAAUCCUAACCUUAACCACUAAUAGAGGCUAAAAAAGUUAUGUCCAUGUAUCAGUAGUUCGGGGUAAGUUCUACAAACUCUUGCCAAGACACUAACACACAGCUCUUUACUUCUACAGUAACUCUUCACUGAACUGUGACUGAACUGUGUUUCAUUCUCCACGUCAGUGAUUCAACUCACUGUAAUUGACACUACCACCACUGCACAGAUGUGACCACUAUUCAUCCUAUCAUUCUGGAGAGACAAGGGAUGGUUCUGGGGUAGAGGAGGAAGGAGCGAGAAGGGGAUAAUUGACUAAAUACCAUAAAUUGUGUAGCUACCUUCUCAGUUUUCAAUUUGUUCCACUGUAAACUCAUAUGAUUGAUCUGUUGCCUAAGACUUGAGAUCUUAGUAAUGUACAUCUCAAAUGGCACCCUAUUCCCAAUGUAGUGCACUACUUUUGACCAGGACCCAUAUGGCUUUGUUCAAAAGUAGUGCAUUAUAUAGGGAAUAGGGUGCCAUUUGAGACACAUCCUAUGUGUACGACGACGCUGGGCUUCAUUCUAUCACAUGAAAACUGGUGGCAAUGAGGCGUGUUUGUGAAUAAAUUAAUGUAGGAAUAAAUAUGAGUGGGGUCUGUUCUCCUUCUGAUGCUGCCUGCCUCUCUCUCUCUCCCUCUCUCUGCCUGCUUUUGAUCACUGUGUGACUCGCUGCUUCAUGACAACCCAGCAUCAUCCCUCUGUCUCCAAUAUGUCUCUCUCACUAUCUCUCUCACACUCUCUCUCUUUCCAUGUCUCUGUUGUGUUUUCUGUUUCUCUAUUUUUUCUCUCUUUCUCUCGCUCUCUCUCUCUCUUAAUAAUACAGGACCCAUACAGGGAAAUAUGGGUCAGUCGGGCUUUUCUCUCCCCGUUACUCCAUAGUGUCUCUGUCACACAGACACACACACAUUAUUCAUUCAUACAUCACUCAGUAAGUUCAGACUUCUUAGCUGGCUGCCGCAUGGGCUGCUUUACUCAGUGACGUCAUGCAUUUUUCAUGUAGUCCAUGUUGGAUGGUCAAUGUUUCAUACUUCAUAUCAACAUGCACGCACAUGUGUGUUUGUGUGUAUAUAUUAGUGGCCUGAAGGCCUACAAGAAAGAUAACAUAACUCUUCCUCUUCUUCCUCCCCCUCUCCCUGUGGUAAUUUCAUUAUCUGUUGAUGACAAAGAGCCAGUCAUUCUGCGACUUCUUUAACCUGUCUCCUCCCCUUCAUCUACACUGAUUGAAGUGGAUUUAACAAGUGACAUGAAUAAGGGAUCCUAGAUUUCACCUGGAUUCACCUGGUCAGUCUAUGUCAUGGAAAGAGCAGGUGUUCUUAAUGUUUUGUAUACUCAGUAUAUUGGCUGUGUCCAUGGGGCCGUGUUCGCUGUCAUGCAUUUGUGUGUGUGUAUGCCCAUACUUUGUUACGGCUGUGUUAAUGGCUGGUAUUUUCCUCUGUAGUGCUGCCCACCUGCUCUCCACUGGACUUCCACUGUGACAACGGGAAGUGUAUCCGCCGCUCCUGGGUGUGUGACGGGGACAACGAUUGUGAGGAUGACUCCGAUGAACAGGACUGUCGUAAGUCACAUACACACAGAAACACAUAUUCACAAUUUUUGUGAAUAACAACGUAAUAUCUAAUCUAACACACACAUUCAUGCACAUCAACAAACCAAUAAUACAAAAUACGCCUAAACUUUUAAAAACGUUAUCUGUCACCUUGACACUUGAUAGGGGGUAAAACAAUUUUUCCCUAAAAGGAAGGCAAUGUCAUUAUUUGUUAGCUAGCUAGGCUACCAGUUAGCCUUUACCCCCCUAUUAAGUCUAGCUAGCUAGCUCGCCCUACUGGCUGCUGGCCAAAUUAGCUAACAUUCUUGAUUCUAGUUACUAAGAUAAAUAAAACAUCUCAAAUUAGCUACUCACUUUAGCUUUAACUUCUUUGAGGUAUUUUCUGAACAGCGUCUCACUUCUUUGUUUCUUCAGUUGUCAGUUCGACCACACACUGUUUACACACUCAUUUGUGGCACCCAAAUUCUAAAAUGACAGUUGGAACUCUACAGCAGAAAAUAUGUGAUUCUUGUUGCUAGGCUACCAGUUAGUGCUUUUAGCUUGUGGUUUGCACUCGCCUUUAUCCAGAGGGAAUACCAAAAGUAUAGCUAGUGUCUGAAAGAAUGUCAUCAAAACUCAAAUAAGCAUCAGAAAUUGUCCUUAUUUAGCAUAUGAUAAAGCAUAUCAAGAUCCUGAUAUACUUUACUGACUGUAUUGUCCCCAUUUGGAAAUGUUGUUGCAGUAUCCUGUACACGUUUAAAGUGGCGUUUAAAUACAGUAGACAACAAAUUGACAAUAAAAAUAUCAUAAUAGUUAUAUACAGUAUAUACCAAUUCAAGAGACUAGCCAGCUGGCCUUACUGGGUGGGUAGGAACAUUAUCCCCAGUUAUUUAGGAGGGAUUUUACACCUGGCACAAACGAUUGUCUAGUUCUGUUUUUCCUGCCCGGGGAUGCCCUAAACCUGCAACCAGAGGGGAGUAGUUCAAAGUCCGGGUACAGGGGGUGGCUUGGGUCUAAAAAGAUUUUGUGAGCCUUGCUGAGGGCCCUAACCUUGAAUAUUUAAUCCAAGCCUGUCUGUUUGACUCCAAGUACCUUGCUUGCUGUGAUGAUAAUCCUUCUCAGCAUAUGUUUUCGGUCUGACUGUGGAAUUGCCAAACCAACAAACAAUAGAAAAAGUUAAAAUACUCUCAAUGAAAGAUUUGCAAAUCAGAGUCAGUAUAGUACAGUCAACAUUAAAAGAUCCCACCUUUUUGAGAAUGUACAGUCUCUUUUUGUAGAUCAGGUCUAUACAUGUACUCCACUGAAGCUUAUUGUCCAAGAGGACAGCCAGAUAUUUGUCUUCCUCUACAAUCUCCAUGUUCUGACAUCUGAUAGAUGUUGCUGAAGUCUAUGCACAUCUCUUUGGUCUUGUUGGUAUAGAGGACCAAGUGUGAUUCAUCACACCACUCUACAAAGUCAUUUAGAACCGGGCCAUGGUGUUCCUAGUCAUCAUGCAGCAACAGGCUGAUCAAGGCAAUGUCAUCAGCGAACUUAACCAGGUGUACAGUACCAGUCAAAAGUUUGGACACACCUACUCAUUCCAGGGUUUUUCUUUAUGUUUACUGUUUUCUACGUUGUAGAAUAUAGUGAAGACAUCAAACUAUGAAAUAACACACAUGGAAUCAUGUAGUAACCAAAGAAGUGUUAAACAAAUCAAAAUAUAUUUUAUAUAUACAUUCGUCAAAGUAGCCACCCUUUGCCUUGAUGACAGCUUUGCAUUCUCUCAACCAGCUUCAUGAGGUAGUCACCUGGAAUGCAUUUCAAUUUACAGGUGUGCCUUGUUAAAAGUUAAUUUGUGGAAUUUAUUUCCUUCUUAAUGCAUUUGAGCCAAUCAGUUGUGUUGUGACAAGGUAGGGGGGGGGUAUACAGAAGAUAGCCCUAUUUGGUUAAAGACCAAGUCCAUAUUAUGGCAAGAACAGCUCAAAUAAGCAAAGAGAAAUGACUGUCCAUCAUUACUUUAAGACAUGAAAGUAAGUCAAUACGGAAGAUUUUAAGAACUAAGAAAUUUUCUUCAAGUGCAGUCACAAAAACCAUCAAGCUCUAUGAUGAAACUGGCUCUCAUGAGGACCACCACAGGAAUGGAAGACCCAGAGUUACCUCUGCUGCAGAGGAUAAGUUCAUUAGUUACCAGCCUCAGAAAUUGCUGCCCAAAUAAAUGCUUCACAGAGUUCAAGUCACAGACACAUCUCAACAUCAAUUGUUCAGAGGGGACUGUGUGAAUCAGGCCUUCAUGGUGGAAUUGCUGGAAAGAAACCACUACUAAAGGACACCAAUAAGAAGAAGAGACCUGCUUGGGCCAAGAAACACGAGCAAUGGACAUUAAACAGGUGGAAAUUUGUCCUUUGGUCUGGAGUCCAAAUCAGAGAUUUUUGGUUCAAACCGCUGUGUCUUUGUGAGACGCAGUGUGGGUGAACGGAUGAUCUCCUCAUGUGUAGUUCCCACCGUAAAAGCAUGGAGGGGGAGGUGUUAUGGGGUGGGGAUACUUUGCUGGUGACACUGUCUGUGAUUUAUUUAGAAUUCAAGGCACAGUAUUCUGCAGCGAUACGCCAUCCCAUCUGGUUUGGGCUUAGUGGGAAUCUCAUUUGUUUUUCAACAGGACAAUGACCCAACACACCUCCAGGCUGUGUAAGAGCUAUUUUACCAAGAAGGAGAGUGAUGGAGUGCUGCAUCAGAUGGCCUUGUCCUCCACAAUCCCCCAACCUCAACGCAAUUGAGAUGGUUUGGGACGAGUCGGAUGGCAGAGUGAAGGAAAAGCAGCCAACAAGUGCUAAGCAUAUGUGGGAACUCCUUCAAGACUGUUGGAAUAGCAUUCCAGGUGACGCUGGUUGAGAGAAUGCCACGAGUGUGCAAAGCUGUCAUCAAGGCAAAGGGUGGCUAUUUGAGGAAUCUCAAAUAUAAAAUUAUAUUUUGAUUUGUUUAACACUUUUUUGUUAACUACAUGAUUCCAUGUGUGUUAUUUCAUUGUUUUAAUGUCUUCACUAUUAUUCUACAAUGUAGAAAAUAGUAAAAAUUAAGAAAAACCCUUGAAUGAGUAGAUGUGUCCAAACUUUUGACUGGUACUGUACUUGGAUGUGUAGUGUCAGCGUUUGUUGCCAGUUAAUGGGGCUUUACUAUUCUUAGGUAGGGGAAUAACUUUAGCUUCCUCCAGGCCUGAGGGCACAUGCUUUCGAGUAGGUUUGAAGAUAUGGCAAAUAGGAGUGGCAAUAUCAUUUGCUAUUAUCCUCAGUUAUUUUCCAUCCAAGUUGUCAGACCCCAGUGGCUUGUUCAUCGACAAUAAUACUUUUUUCAGCUCUUCCACACUCACUUUAUGGAAUACAACAUUUCAAUGCUUGUCUUUCAUAAUUUGGUCGCGUUUCUUGCUGGCAUGUCAUGCCUAAGUUUGCUAAUCUUGCCAAUGAAAAAAUCAUUAAAGUAGUUGGCAAUAUCUGUCGGUUUUGUGAUGAAUGAGCCAUCUGAUUCAAUAAAUGAUGGAGCUGAGUUUGCCUUUUUUCCCAAAAUGUCAUUGAAGGUGCUGGAAUGCUUUUUACUAUUAUUCUUUGACAUUUAUCUUUGUUUCAUAGUGUAGUUUCUUCUUCUUUUUAUUCAGUUUAGUAACAUGAUUUGUCAAUUUGCCAGUUGGUUGUACAGCCAGAUUUCUUUGCCAUUCCUUUUUGCCUCAUCCCUCUCAACCAUACAAUUUUUCAAUUCCUCAUCAAUCCACUGGGAUUUAUGAGUUUUUACAGUCAUUUUCUUAAUAUAGUGGCUUGCAAAAGUAUUCACCCCCCCUUGGCAUUUUUCCUAUUUUGUUGCCUUACAACCUGGAAUUAAAAUGGAUUUUUGGGGGGUUUGUAUCAUUUGAUUUAUACAACAUGCCUACCACUUUGAAGAUGCAACAUAUUUUUGAUUGUGAAACAAACAAGAAAUAAGACAAAAAAACAGACAACUUGAGCUUGCAUAACUAUUCACCCCCCCAAUGUCAAUACUUUGUAGAGCCACCUUUUGCAGCAAUUUCAGCUGCAAGUCUCUUGGGGUAUGUCUCUAUAAGCUUGGCACAUCUAGCCACUGGGAUUUUUUUCCAUUCUUCAAGGCAAAACUGCUCCAGCUCCUUCAAGUUGGAUGGGUUCCGCUAGUAUACAACAAUAUUUAAGUCAUACCACAUAUUCUCAAUUGGAUUGAGGUCUGUGCUUUGACUAGGCCAUUCCAAGACAUUUAAAUGUUUCCCCUUAAACCACUCAAGUGUUGCUUUAGUAGUAUGCUUAGGGUCAUUGUCCUGCUGGAAGGUGAACCUCCUUCCCAGUCUCAAAUCGCUGGAAGACUCAAACAGGUUUCCCUCAAGAUUUUCCCUGUAUUUAGCGCAAUCCAUCAUUCUGACCAGUUUGCCAGUCCCUGCCAAUGAAAAACAUUCCCACAGCAUGAUGCUGACAUCACCAUGCUUCACUGUGGGGAUGGUGUUCACGGGGUGAUGAGAGGUGUUGGGUUUGCGCCAAAUAUAGCGUUUUCCUUGAUGGCCAAAAAGCUCAAUUUUAGUCUAAUCUGACCAGAGUACCUUCUUCCAUAUGUUUGGGGAGUCUCCCACUUGGCUUUUGGCGAACACCAAACGUUUUUACAAAAAAAAAAAAAUCAACAUGCAAUGGCUUUUUUCUGGCCACUCUUCCAUAAAGCCCAGCUCUGUGGAGUGUACGGCUUAAAGUGGUCCUAUGGACAGAUACUCCAAUCUCCGCUGUGGAGCUUUGCAGCUCCUUCAGGGUUGUCUUUGGUUUAUUUGUUGCCUCUCUGAUUAAUGCCCUCCUUGCCUGGUCCAUGAGUUUUGGUGGGCGGCCCUCUCUUGGCAGGUUUGUUGUGGUGCCAUAUUCUUUCCAUUUUUGUUUCGGAUAUUUUUUAUAAACCAACCCUGAUCUGUACUUCUCCACAACUUUGUCCCUGACCUGUUUGGAGAGCUCCUUGGUCUUCAUGGUGCCGCUUGCUUGGUGGUGCCCCUUGCUUAGUGGUGUUGCAGACUCUUGGGCCUUUCAGAACAAGUGUAUAUAUUCUGAGAUCAUGUGACACUUAGAUUGACUUUAUUUAACUAAUUAUGUGACUUCUGAAGGUAACUGGUUGCACCAGAUCUUAUUUAGGGGCUUCAUAGCAAAGGGAGUGAAUACAUAUGCACACACCACUUUUCCGUUAUUUAUUUUUUCGAAUUUUUUGAAACAAUUAAUUUUUUUAAUUUCACUUCACCAAUUUGGACUAUUUUGUGUGUCCAUUACAAAUAAAAAUCCAUUUAAAUUACAGGUUGUAAUGCAACAAAAUAGGAAAAACGCCAAGGGGGAUGAAUACUUUUGCAAGGCACUGUACAGCACUGACUGAUUAGGCGCUGCCAAACGUCACAUCAAUAGCAAAAAUGUCGGGCAAAUGUGGAUUCAAUCCUGCGUUUUGUGCAUAUGGAAAGUUUCAGGGAUAUUGUAUUUCAGCUCAUGGGACCAACACUUUACAUGUGGUGUUUUAUAUUUUUAUUAAGUAUAGUUUACCCACCUUUUUUUACCACUACAUCACUGGACCUAACCAAUAAAGCUGCCAGUUGGAAGCAAUACGUUUUUUUGUAGCCAUUAAGUAGUAGAUUCCCAAAUGCCCAAUAAAAACAGUAAUUUAGCUGGAAUUGUGUAGUAAUGCGAAUAGGAAAUGUUUGUUCACCAGUAGGCAUGUCCCAAAACUCGGCUCAUCACUACUCAAAUUACAAAAUCAUCAGUACGGACUUACCACUCAUGUAUGUAGUAAAUAAGUAGUGAAACAACAUAUUAUUGAGUAGAACAUGUAAGGUAGUGAUGAAUGCGAAGUUUAUUUUUAUUUUUCAUGAGGCUGUGGUAAUAUACUGCCAUCUGGUGGCGACUAGAAACCAUUGCAUAAUAUGAACUGUUACACAUUUAUGGUCCUUGAAAAUAAAUAUUAGUGCUUGAAAAAGUACUUGAAAGUCAUCAUAUAGAGAAAAUAAGAUGUCCACAUAGGCCUAUCUCAGGAUAUCUAAUGAGUCAAUAUCCAGCAAUACCAUGUAUGAUGUCUGGAGGGAAUCCAAAAAUUAUGGAAUCCAAAAAUGCAUGUGCGGAAAACUCGUCCUUAUUUUCAGCAUAUCAAAAAGCAUAUCAAGAUCCGGACAUGGACCUCAGCCAAGAGAAGCAUAUCUGGAAUCAAUAUAGCUUACUAUCUUGAAUGUGCUGAGAAAACACAGAUAUGUGAUUCAUACAGUCAGUAUUUGUCAACAUGAAGAGAGAAAAUAGGAUAUCACAUACAGUGGGGAGAACAAGUAUUUGAUACACUGCCGAUUUUGCAGAUUUUCCUACUUACAAAGCAUGUAGAGGUCUGUAAUUAUUAUCCCAGGUACACUUCAACUGUGAGAGACGGAAUAUAAAACAAAAAUCCAGAAAAUCACAUUGUAUGAUUUUUAAGUAAUAAUUUGCAUUUUAUUGCAUGACAUAAGUAUUUGAUCACCUACCAACCAGUAAGAAUUCUGUCUCUCACAGACCUGUUAGUUUUUCUUUAAGAAGCCCUCCUGUUCUCCACUCAUUACCUGUAUUAACUGCACCUGUUUGAACUCGUUACCUGUAUAAAAGACACCUGUCCACACACUCAAUCAAACAGACUCCAACCUCUCCACAAUGGCCAAGGCCAGAGAGCUGUGUAAGGACAUCAGGGAUACAAUUGUAGACCUGCACAAGGCUGGGAUGGACUACAGGACAAUAGGCAAGCAGCUUGGUGAGAAGGCAAAAACUGUUGGCGCAAUUAUUAGAAAAUGGAAGAAGUUCAAGAUGACGGUCAAUCACCCUCGGUCUGGGGCUCCAUGCAAGAUCUCACCUCGUGGUGCAUCAAUGAUCAUGAGGAAGGUGAGGGAUCAGCCCAGAACUACAAGGCAGGACCUGGUCAAUGACCUGAAGAGAGCUGGGACCACAGUCUCAAAAAAAAACAUUAGUAACACACUACGCCGUCAUGGAUUAAAAUCCUGCAGCGCACGCAAGUUCCCCUGCUCAAGUCAGCGCAUGUCCAGGCCCGUCUGAAGUUUGCCAAUGACCAUCUGGAUGAUCCAGAGGAGGAAUGGGAGAAGGUAAUGUGGUCUGAUGAGACAAAAAUAGAGCUUUUUGGUCUAAACUCCACUCGCCGUGUUUGGAGGAAGAAGAAGGAUGAGUACAACCCCAAGAACACCAUCUCAACCGUGAAGCAUGGAGGUGGAAACAUCAUUCUUUGGGGAUGCUUUUCUGCAAAGGGGACAGGACGACUGCACCGGAUUGAGGGGAGGAUGGAUGGGGCCAUGUAUCGCAAGAUCUAGGCCAACAACCUCCUUCCCUCAGUAAGAGCAUUGAAGAUGGGUCGUGGCUGGGUCUUCCAGCAUGACAACGACCCAAAACACACAGCCAGGGCAACUAAGGAGUGGCUCCGUAAGAAGCAUCUCAAGAUCCUGGAGUGGCCUAGCCAGUCUCCAGACCUGAACCCAAUAGAAAAUCUUUGGAGGGAGCUGAAAGUCCGUAUUGCCCAGCGACAGCCCCGAAACCUGAAGGAUCUGGAGAAGGUCUGUAUGGAGGAGUGGGCCAAAAUCCCUGCUGCAGUGUGUGCAAACCUGGUCAAGACCUACAGGAAACAUAUGAUCUCUGUAAUUGCAAACAAAGGUUUCUGUACCAAAUAUUAAGUUCUGCUUUUCUGAUGUAUCAAAUACUUAUGUCAUGCAAUAAAAUGCAAAUUAAUUACUUAAAAAUCAUACAAUGUGAUUUUCUGGAUUUUUGUUUUAGAUUCCGUCUCUCACAUUUGAAGUGUACCUAUGAUAAAAAUUACAGACCUCUACAUGCUUUGUAAGUAGGAAAACCUGCAAAAUCGGCAGUGUAUCAAAUACUUGUUCUCCCCACUGUAUCUCAGGAUAUUGAAUGAGUCCAUGUCCGGCCCUAGAAAAUGUCCAUCGGUGAUAUUUGGAGUAAUCCCAAUAUCGUAUAUGUCGAAAAGACACAUCUUGAUUCAGAAUUUGUAAGGAUAUGGUGCAAAAAAAUACAAUAAAAAAUUAAUAAAAAAUUCCAUUGGAAAUGGUCUGUAUGCUCUAGAAUAUCAAAAAUAUGUAAUGUAAAGAUAUCCCCUGAUAUGGACCCUUUUCGUCCAGUGGGAUGUGUGUGUGUGUGUGUGUGUGUACACAGGUAAGGAGCAGUCAUCAUGAGUGAGUUGUAAAGGAGACCCCUACUCCCCCUUCUGUCCACUGGCAACACGUGACCACACCCUAAUGGGAGGUCACUGCUCCCAUGGCAAUCACACCUGACUCUGAGGAUGACCUUUUACCUUACCGUGCAAACACUUCCUCCUGUUGCCUGGGGGAACACUUAUUGUGUGUGUAUGCAUGUGUGUGCAUGUGUGCACGUGCCUGGGAAAGAAACUGAAAUAGGCUUCAGCUGGCUGGCAGCAGUAGAUGGGCAUAGAGAGAGUGGGAGGGUGUGAGUGAGGAGUGUGUAUUUAUACACUCAUGUUUAUAUCGCCAUGUACUUAUACACGUCAGGAGUUGGUGCAUAUUUAUACUUACAUGUACUUCUAUAUUUCAUCCCAAAUGGCACCCUAUUCCCUAUACAGUGCACUACUUUUGAGCAGAGCCCAAUGGAAUAGGGUGCCAUUUGGGAAGCAGACAUACACAGGCCACUGAUGUUUCCCUAUCCACUCCAGCUGUCAGUGUCAGAGUUGUUUCUGGGUUGAGAUGUAGUUAGUGGUCAGACUAAAUGAAGACUGUCCAACGGGCAACUGCUUUAUCCAGAGUGACUCACUGGGUUGAAAGUGUCCCAUAUAAUCCAUGUAGAUGGCUGAGUAUUUCCAUUGGCUUGAUCAUACUGCUAUAUACCCUGUUACCAGUGUAGUGAGUGGAUAUGUAUGCCGGGAAAUUAUUUUCAACUAUACUAUGGCUCAUGAGGGAGCCUUCAAAAUAAUGUUCUUGAUUCAUUUAAAUAUUUUCAAAUGCUUAAAGUGACUUCCAGACAAAGACUAAUACGUUUGCGCGUGCACACACACACACACACACACACACACAUUCACAACUGUCUGUUAUAAAAAGGUGUCAUAAUAAACAGAGGUAUCCAUGGUACCCUGUGGUUGAGCGAGAUUUCAGUCCACACACCUCCACACCCAUUAAGUCCUUCUCAGAGAUCACCACUCAAAUCGGAAUGAGAAACCUGGUACGAUUCAUUUCCAACUCCAUGGAUUGAAUUUCCUGAAUGUUAAGGAGAUGGAAUUGACCCAAGCUAACUCUGCCAGCUUGUACCUCCAUUCAUCCUUUUUUUUGGAGGUGAGGUCUCUCUCUCUUUCUCAGAUUCUCUCGUUCCCUCCUCAUUUUUUCCAGAUAAUCUCUGUAUGGAGGUGGGGGUUCCAUCCUCAUUUUUUCAAGGGGGAAGGGGGGACUGUGAGGAGGUGGGCGGGGACUUCAAUUGGGGUUGGUUUUUUCUUGUGGGGGGGGCAGGGGUGGGCUGGGGGAGGGAGGUUGGUGAGGGGGGAGGGAGUGUAGUGAGGGGAUUGGUUAGUGCUUUGCGUUUUUUGAUUUAGCUGUAUGGAGGGAGGGCUGAGUCUUUAUUUCUUUUUGUUAUUUCUUUCUUUCUUUCUUCUUAGUCUUAUUUCUUUCUUCUUUCUUUCUUCUUUUUUCUUUUUUCUUUAUUCUUUCUUUAUGUCUUUCUUCUUUCUUUCUUUCUUUCUUUCUUUCUCUUCUUUCUUUUUUCUUUCUUUCUUUCUUCUUUCUUUCUUUCUUUCUUUUUCUUUCUUUCUCUCUUUCCUCGUUCCCAGCUUCCCUCUCUCCUGUCUGACCCAUAUUACAGGAGCCAGACGUAGAAUCCCAUCCUGAUGGGGGGUCCGUCUUCUGUGAGCCAGCCAUAAAUGUUUCAUCUUCAUGCUCCGUAAAUUUCCCCCUCCCUCGCUCCUCGGCCUACUUAUUAUUUCAGGCCUUUUUUCUCUCUGUCUUUCUGUCCUCCUCCCUAGUUUUUUUCCCCCCACUAUUGUUUUAUUCCAUUAUUUAAAGAGAGAAGGGGAAGAGAAAGGAGAGAGACGGGGGAGAAUCUGUCAUGCUCCACUUGAGCUUAGCAAGUUGUCAAAGUUUCAGACAACAAAACUGGAAAAAGAGACGUUUGUGUGAAAGUGAGUGACAGAGUGAGCGUGUCUGUGUGGAUGUGUGUGGUCCUACGUUCAUAUCAUUUUUUUUUGUUUGUUUAUCAAACAUUCAGCAGAACACACAUUACUACAUAUCCACAGUGGUAUCACACACACACCAGAUAUGGGUUCAAAUACUAUUCAGAGCUUCAGCUCUUUUCUAUAACCUGUAGGGUAGGAACUGAUGGGAGAGUUCAGAGCUUCUGCUCUUUUCUAUGUCAACUCAUGGGAUGAGAGGAGGAUGCAAGGCAGGCAGGGGGCAAGGAGGGAAGGCAAACCCUGAAAGUGCAUAGGUAAUACUCCAGGAAACAUUAAAAGUGUUUAAAAAUGAAUGUAUUUUGUUUUAUACAUUUUUUCACACACACACACCUCAAUGCAUAAUGACCCUGGUAAUGAAUCACAGUGACCUUUCAUCUCUAACCCCUGCCUGCUUUCUGACUGAUGAUCUGCCUAAGGACACGUGACUUCUGGAACUUUCCUCUGUUUGGGUUAGGAAUGAGAGGGAAGGAAAGAGAGCGCCAGAUGAGAGAUUCAAUUAAAUUCUACUUAGUGUGCCAAGUUAGUUUUUGGAAUGAGAUUCAGCCAUAGUGUUAUCGUUUAGAGACUCUCAUCCAGGGGCUAGCUUUGUCUUCUGCUUCUAUUCCGUGUCCUUCUCCUACUCUGUUGCAUCUGAAUAGGAGAGGGGCAAGAGUACUCUUAAAUAAAAAUACUAAUAAAUCUAGUCUCUUCUGUUCUGAUGGACUCGGUUGGGUCUUAAAGCUGUGAAGACUGUGUGUGAGAAAACAAGAGAAAGAGAUGAGAGGUAGUAGAUUUGGGUCACGUUCCGUCGCAAUAGUCACUGAGGUAGGAAGUACAGUCUCAAUGAAAAAGACACAUUUUAUCCUCAAACAUAUCUGUGCCCGUCCCUUUUUUCUGUCUCUCUGCUCCUUAACUUGUAUUACACUCUGAACUGCCGUCACGUUUCUAAGUGGGUUUCUUUGACUGAGCCGCUGUAUCCAUUUUAUUGGCAGUCCAGGCAUAAGUGAGGUAGAUUUCAUAAUUAGUUAACCUUCUAAGGCAGCAACCCCCCUCACACACAACACACACACACACAACACACUUUAAAUAAUAUAUCACCUCCGGUCUGGGGCCAUUCAGCGCAGGAGAGAACGGGAGAGAGACAUUGUUGUAGGCCUAAGAGAGCUAGUAAGUGGAACUAAUGAUAACAUCAGAUAAAUUAUUGUAAGGAAGUAGGUUUUGAGGGGGUUGUUGUGCUGGAUAUGACAGUGUAUUUUAGAUCAGAGGUUAACCAUCAGUGUGGAUGGGAGGUUGUCCACUGGAGGUUAAUAGACAGCUACUUUUCUCUGUAUGAAAGUAAGAGAAAGGUCACUAAGCUGUGCGGUGUGUGCAUGCGCCCAUAUCAGAUACUUACAUCAUACAAGCGGUGUAUAGAAUAUUGUUUGUGUGAUUUGUCCUUUGAUUGACACCCCUGUAGCUCCUAGAGAGUGUGAAGAGGAUGAGUUCCAUUGUCAGAACGGCUACUGCAUCCGCAGCCUGUGGCACUGUGAUGGGGACAAUGACUGUGGGGAUAACAGUGACGAGCAGUGUGGUGAGUUACACACACACACACACACACACACACAAACACACACAUGCACACCACACAUUCACUCCUACAGUAUACACAUAUAUUCAGAAAGUCAUAGUCUUUGUCACAACUCAAUCCUCUCUCUUACUUUCUCUCUCUUUCUCCCCUCUUUCUCUCUCUCUCAGACAUGCGUAAGUGUUCCGAUAAGGAGUUUCGCUGUACAGAUGGGAGCUGCAUUGCUGAACAUUGGUACUGUGAUGGAGACAGUGACUGCAAGGACGGAUCAGAUGAGGAAAACUGCCGUGAGUUGCCCUGUGUGUGUGUGUGUGUGUGUGUGUGUGUGUGUGCUUAUAUUUGUCCUGUUUCACACAUGUACAAGUGUGUAUUCUACACAUGUGUCCUGGAAAGAGAUGGAGACCUGCACACUGUCUGAAAAGGAAUACAUCCAAAACUGAGGCUUUAAUGCAAAAUAAAGAUGUAUAUUAAAACAUCAUGGUGUCCAAAAAAUCAUCAGUGCAUAAAUGAAAGGUGGAAACAAAACACAAACGUUUCAGCCUCAGGCCAUCAUCAGUGUAAAUUGUCUGCACACACAUGGCCUGAGGCCAAAACGUUUGUGUUUUGUUUCCACCUUUCGAUUAUGCACUUUCUUGCACUGUGAUUUUUUGGCCACCAUGAUGUUUUAAUAAUUGCAUUCAAGCCUCAGUUUUGGAUGUAUUCAUUGUUUCUACAGUGUGUGGGUCUCCAUCUCUUCCAGUAUUCUUAUUUUGACACCUACACACCUGGAACAGACACUAUUCAGUAGUAAGAACCUUAAAAAAGCGCAGACAGCCUCGUAUCAUUUAUACGCAUGUGUGAAAUGGAAAUGUUUUUUUUGCAUGUCCCAACUCCCCCUGAGACACAUACUGUACGUGUGUGUCCCCUCUCUCUCUCUCUCUCUCUCUGGCGAGGGGAAUUUCAAUGGUAUGGAUAAAGAAUUGGCAGCAGGAUUUCAAAGGGCCUCGCACAGGUGUACACUCUGAGCCUUAUCUUCCCUUUGUCGCCAAGGGGUCAGUGUGUCGACAUUACAGCUUCACCAAACUAUCCCCACCCCUUACCUAUUUUGACUGCCCUAGUGUAAAACACACUGAAUGUCAGAACCACAUACUGUCUUUAUAGUUUAUGACAGAAAGGUUUGGGGGCAAAGUGAGAGGGGGUGGAGGAGAAUGUGUGUUAAAUAUGUACCCCCCCCCCCCCCCCCCCCUCUCUCUUUUUCUCCCUUUCUCUCUCCCUCUGUAGCAUCUGAUGUAAUGACGGCCACCUGUAGUGUUGAAGAGUUCCAGUGUGCAUACGGACGCUGUAUUCUGGACAUUUACCACUGUGACGGAGACGACGACUGUGGAGACUGGUCUGAUGAGUCCGACUGCUGUAAGUACACACACACACACGUCUGAUUCAGGUAGCUAAUCAUUGACAUCUGCAGGCGCCAGCACCAUAAAUGCUACAUCAGAGGCUGCUACACCGCCAGGCAGCAAACACAUACUGUACCUCAAAUUCCUCUGCUACACAAACAAACACAGACACACAGACACACACACACAGACACACACACAAACACACACACACAGAGAGAACCUGCUGUGGCCGGACGACAGCUUGGAAUUCUACCCAGAAUGCCGAGCGCCCUAUUUCUCAAGUGGAAUGUAAACAAAGGGGUCAGUAUGUUAGGGGCAGGUAGGAUUGCAGGUGGGCUACAACUUUAUCAUGAGGGACAGGAGUGAGGGAGUGAAGUUCAGUAUUUGAGAGGUGCCACUGACACUCUUUGUUUUAUUUUUAAGGCCUUAUCAGGUGAAAGCAAUAGUGUGUCAAAUUUCCAGUCAAGUGUUCAUAAAAGAAAAGAGAUAAGGAUAGGAUCGGCUGAGGUUAAACAGAAUUGAGACAAGUUGGUGAUGGCUGGUCCAGCUGUUACCAUUGUAGCUAUGAUUGAGCUUGAGCAGUGACUGUAAUGGCUACACUGCAGAAAUCUGUCUCCCUCACUUAUUAUGGCUCUCUGAGCGUUCCCUAACACAGAUUCCUGGAAUGCCCUGUCCCAUUCUCCUUGCUGACAGCUGUCGUGGUAGAGCCUGCUGCUCCGUGGUGUGUCUAUGUUACGUGCGUGUGUGCAUGUCUGCGUGCGUUGGAAAACACUUCCCGUCUUUUUCUCUCUAACACACACAUACGCGCGAGCUAGCUAGCGUUUCGAUUAGCACAGGCUAUCAUGUUUCUCCUCUUCACUCCAAAGAAUGUACCCUGUUAGACUAAUAAUAACUAAGACCUUACUGUAUCUCUAGCUCAGUCUUUCAUCUCUCCCUGUCCCACAGUCUCUCUUUCGCUUUCUUUCUCGUUCUCUCUCUCUCUUUCUUUCUCUUUCUCUCACUCUCUCUUUCUCUCUCUCUCGCUCACUGAUACACACACUCUCUCUCAUUCUCUCUGUCAUGGCAGCCCACACAAAAUGCCUGUGAAUGGAUCUCUAAUAGCAUGCAUCAGACUAGGGAGUAGGAUGAGAGGAGCGAGAGCAGUGAUUCUCAAACUCCUCUCUUCUUUGAUGUUGUCUUUAACGGUGAUAAGCUUUUUUUUUUUAAAGGCUUUCUUUGUGACUGACUGAUCAGUAAGGUCAUGUUAGUUGCAUGUCUUCGUCCCCUCUCUUCUCCUCCUCUAUCAUCCCUUUCUCCGCCCUCCACAAGCAUUUCGCUACACCCGCAAUAACAUCUGCUAAAUAUGUGUAUGUGACCAACAGAAACUUGAUUUGAUUUGAUAAUUGCCCCCCUUGCCUGGGGAUAUUUAUAAUUUUUUUGGGAGAGUUGAAAACGCAUCAAAGAAAAAGAAAAAGGACAGAGAUAAAAAAAAAUAGGAAAAGAAGACCUUACACUACAGCUGGGAGAGGAGACAUACCAGAGAGGAAUAAGACUAGCCAUCCUCACACUGCAUGUCUUGGCAUUGACUGUAUGCUGGACGCUUUGAUAGAAAAACACUGGCACACUCUUAGAUGGGCAUGGUGUGUGUGUUCAGAAUGGAGAGCGAUCUGGGCACACGAGCAGAUCAAACGGUUAUCUGUGUGUUUAGUGGUGUGUGUGUGUGUGUGUAUGGCUAUGUCUGUGUAUUCGUUGUGUGUGUGUGUAUUCUGAGAGUUGGGCACACACGGGUAGAUGAAACGGUUCUCUGUGUGUGUGGGUGUCAAUGUGGACGACAGGGUACCAGCUGAUAAGUGGGUUUGAACAUGAGAACACUGUCCAUUUAAAAUGUCUUUCCAUUUCUCUCUCUCUCUCUCUCUCUCUCUCUCUCUCUCUCUCUCUCUCUCUCUCUCACCACCUGGUGUUUUGAUCAUCCCCUCAUCACACACACAGCUUUCUUAUCUCCCUCUCUUCUGUUCUGUUGGCGCUGUUCCCUUCUCUUGUCUAACUGAUAACACUUCACAUGGACGCAUGCAGACACUCUACAGCACUUGUUCUCUCACGCUUCCUCUCUUUUUUACCCUCGCUUUAUUCAUUCCUCAGCUCUCUGUCCUUAUCUUCUACCCUCAGCCCUUCAGCCUCAUAUGAACAGGCUCUAUUGUUAGAUCAUGAAUAAAAGUGUGUGUGUCCUUGUGUGUGUUCGUUUGGUCUUGGAUAUAUAUGUUUGAUUCUUUUGCAAACAUGCAUGUCCUGCCCCACAUGUUUCUUUCUGUUCUGUCCCUGUAAAAGCAUCUUUGUAUUAUCAGGGUCCUUCAGAUAAAUUGUUUUACACUGUCAGGGAUGAUUGAAGUUCCAAAAGCAUUUGCAUUUUAUCUCACGGUAGUGAUUGUGUGUGUGUGCGUGCAUGUGUGUGUGUCCUGCAGCCUCCCACCAGCCUUGUCGUUCUGUGGAGUUCAUGUGCAGCAGUGGGAUGUGCAUCAACGCUGGCUGGAGGUGUGACGGGGAGUUUGACUGUGAUGACCAAUCAGAUGAGAAGAACUGCAGUAAGUAUCUGCUUGUGUGUGUGUGUGUGUACAUAUUGUGUGUGUGUUUCUGUGUGUUUGUGUAUGCAAUGUAUGUAGAUUGUGUGUGUGUGUGUGUGUGUGUGUGUGUGUGUCUAACCAACCUGUCCUCUCCCUCCAGCCACCUCCAUGUGUACUGCGGAUCAGUUCCGCUGUGCAUCGGGACGCUGUGUCAGGUUGUCAUGGAGAUGUGACGGCGAGGAGGACUGCUCUGACGGCAGCGAUGAAGAUGACUGUGAGAAGACUGGUACGUGUGUGGGUGUGUGCACUUGUGCAGAUCGGCAUUAAUCUAAACUAGACAGUACAGAGGAAAUAAAAGGAUACAAAGGAGGAAAGAGAGCUCCAGGGACUUAGUUAUUAUAGGCGGGGCUAAACAAACAUUGAGCUAAAUCUCACACCUCAGACAUGCACCCUAUAAUUCAGUAUCCAUGACAACAGUUGCAGGACAGCUCUCCAUGCUGAAAAGCAUCAUGGGAGAGGAAACUGUCAGAGGGAAAGUAUAUUGGAUGAUCACCCCACCCAGGGUGGAGUCUAGAUCCAGUCAAUCUAAAGAACGGUUACCAUUACCCCACCGACCUUUUGUGUCUAUCCUUCAAAAGUCAGAGGCUAAGUCCCAAAUGGUACCCUAUUCCCUAUAUAGUGCACUACUUUUGACCAGGACCCAAGGGGUGCCAUUUGAAACAGAGUUUUCAGAUGUUGUCCAUUGUUCUUCACAGCUUUUUUCCCAGCCCAUUGUAACUUUCUCCAUCUAUCUCCCCACCAGACACCCCAUCCAUGUGCUCCAGACCAGUUCCUGUGUGGGAACGGCCGUUGUAUUGGCCAGAGGAAGGUCUGUAAUGAGGUCAGCGACUGUGGAGAUGGGACGGACGAACACCCUCACCAGGACUGCCGUGAGUUAUGUCUGACUGUAUAAGGGGAAGGGUGUGUGUGUGUGUGUGUGUUUGGGGGCUUAUGCGGAAACUUCUGUAAGGCUCCACAUCAUAAUAUCUCUCUAACAAGUGUGUGUGUGUGUUUGAGUGUAGGCCCGCGGUCCAGCGAGGGCAACUGUAACCUGAAUAACGGAGACUGUUCUCAGAAGUGUCAGAUGGCCAGAGGUCUGGUCCAGUGUACCUGUCAUACUGGCUACAGACUGAUGGAGGAUGGCAGGGCCUGCCAGGGUGAGAUUGUGUGUGUGUGUGCGUGUGCGUGCGAUGAGAGACUGAAAAAAUUUAACGUAAAUGAGCUCUGCUGAUUUUAUAAUGAGUUGAUUGAAAAUGUAUAUAUUUUAGGUGUUUACACUUGCAGUUUCAUCACAUAUUCUCUUACACCCCCCGUUCCCAGAUGUGGAUGAGUGUGCAGAGGAGGGCUACUGCAGCCAGGGUUGUACCAACACAGAGGGGGGGUUCCAGUGCUGGUGUGUGCAGGGCUACGAGCUGAGGCCUGACAAGCGCAGCUGCAAGGCGCUGGGUGAGUCCACUCACAACCUUUCAAUUUAAGACCUUUGGCUUCAACAUUUGGAGGGAUUGCGAGCGCCUGGGGAAGUUGUUUACCUGAAAUGCAUCAGGGUUUUGUGUUUCUUAAACAUGUUUUGCCUGCAUGGAAUUCAAACCAUUUCCCUUACUCUGCCCUGGGUAGUGGGUGACCCAUAUGCAUCAUAGUUGUGUUUAAAACAUGCAAACAUGUUUCAUCUGCAUUUAAUUGUAACCAUAUCCCUUGCUAAGCUUGGGGGAGUUGGACUGUGGCUGAGGUUAGCUCAUAGUUUAAGGUCAGAAAAGCGAGUGCUUGGGUGCAUCCCAAAUGGCACCUUAUAUCCUAUAGUGCACUACUGUACUAAAGUAGUUCACUAUAAAGCAAUAGGGUGCCAUUUGAAACGCAGGCCUGGUCUGUACUAUAUUUAGAUAUGAAGCUAGGGUCCACUACAUUGCCAAUACAGCACCCCACAAAUCUGGUGUGUAUCACUGGUGAACCCCGGUCGAGCAUCUCUGCUUGGGUUCCAGUGGCCAGGGGGUGUACUUGACUGACUGACUAAUAUUAAUGUUGGGUCUUAUUGAAAGUGAUAGCUGGAGUUUCCUGCAAGAGCUGAGUUUUUCUUCCUCUCUCCCUUGCACUCCACACCCUCUCCCCUCUCUCCCUCUUUCUAUUACUCUCCUCAUUUUGCUUCUCACUACCCUCCCUCUCUCCUUUCCCUCCCUCCUCUCUAUACCCUCCUCUCUUUACCCUACUCUGUACCCCCCCAUUAGGUCCUGAGCCAGUGCUGCUGUUCGCUAACCGUAUAGACAUCCGCCAGGUGUUGCCCCAUCGGUCAGAGUACACUCUGCUGCUGAACAACCUGGAAAACGCUAUCGCUCUGGACUUCCACCACAACCAGGAGCUGGUCUUCUGGUCCGACGUCACGCUCGACCGCAUCAUGAAGGCCAACCUGAACGGGAGCAACGUGGAGGAAGUGGUUUCCACUGGCUUAGAGAGUCCAGGUAUGAACAUGACCGUUUAUGGUCUAACUCUGGUCAAAACACACACGGGAGAAUGCAUAGCAGGUGGUUUUCCACCACCAUUGAUACGAUCACAGAUGGUCAUGCUACAUUCUGAACACACAAAAUUAUUUAAAGGAAAGCCCAGUUAUAACUACGACCACACAUGGUUUUACUAUGGUCAGAACAUGUUUCAACAUAGUAUGUACAGCACUGCAACAGUCAUAAUACAAGGUUUAGGACAAAUUACGAGUCAACACAAUCUGGCCUUGCUGAAGAAGACAAAUGGAUGGCAUUUUCUAAUCCAAAAAGGUCAAAUAGGGGGGCUUAUAUUUGUUCUGUGUAACCUGUACAAGUGUGUGGUGUGAAAUGGAAAUGUGUUUUUUUGCAUAUCCCACUCUGAGACACCCUCAGAGAGUGGGGUCACGGCCAGGGAUCAGCCAUUAAUGACAGCAACCCUGGAGCAAUUAGGGUUAAGUGCCUUGCUCAAGGGCAGAUCAACAGAUAUUUCACCUAGUCUGCUCAGGAAUUCGAACUAGCAAUCUUUCGGUUACUGGCCCAACGCUCUAUCCGCUAGGCUACCUGCCGCCCUUUAAUCCCAAAUGUGAUUUUAGCUUCUACACUUUUACCCAAAGUUUGCCCCAAACCAUAACCCCUAGAUAAAAACUAGAUGGCUCAACAGCGCUGAUUCUUUUGCCACAUUUUAAUAUUACCAUCUAUUGACUACCAGGGUUGUGUUUAUUAGGGCAUGCAACAUAACAUGUUUUAAAACUUUUGCAAUGGAAAACAAAAGACUGUUUUUAAUUAAGUCAAGACAGUCCCUCCCUGUUUCAGUCCGUUUUCCUCCGUUUGGUGCCUAAUGAACAUGACCCUGCUCUCUCCCUCUAGGUGGUCUGGCUAUAGACUGGAUCCAUGACAAGCUAUACUGGACUGACUCAGGGACGUCCCGUAUUGAGGUGGCCAAUCUGGAUGGAACCCACCGCAAGGUCCUCCUAUGGCAGAGCAUGGAGAAACCCCGAGCCAUCGCACUGCACCCUAUAGAGGGGUAAGGAGGAUCUCUCUCUUUCUCCUCUCUCUUCUCUAUCCCUACCUGCCAACCUGCACGUAUUUUGUGUACCAUACACGCAAUUUCAGGUCAAAGUAUGCUGGUACAAAAAACGACCCUAAACAAUGCAAAAAUAAGCUUCUAGUAGGCACAUUGUGGUUUUUGACUCUGAAGUUGGAGCUGAACCAAUCAUAGGACUCAGACGAGGAGAAAAAAUCUCCAGCCCUCCCAGCCCCCCAUAGUCGUAGUACUAUUUUCGUCCCUGCAGCUGGAUGGCAGCUCUCCACUUUGUCUGUUGAUACCACUGAUGUGUGAGGGAAAAGGGUAGGGAAUAUGGAGAAUGGACUGUUUGCCAAAUACAUUUUCCAAAAUUGUAUGCGUUAGUCAAGCACAUAACCAAUAUUAUUUCUUAGAUAGCUCCUUAGCUAAGGCGUCUUUUACAAAACAGGUAGUUAGCUACAAAUUAAAAAUGCCAGUUUACAUUUCCACUAGAGUUUCCACAUUAAGACACCUAUGAAUUAGAAUGAUAAUCUCCCCUAAAUUUAACCCAAAAAAAUUUGAAAGUAUCAUUGAGACCACCUCAAUUUAAUUUAGGAUCACACACUAGACUACUGUGUUGGCUACAUUGUUUAAUAUCAUUUAAGACUCUAGGGUUCAGGAAAUGGCAUUUAAAGUUUUAUUUAUUUUUUUAUAGCAAAAUGCUCCAAUUUCCUUCUCCAACUUCACAACUUCCAGACCUCUCUCCUACUCACCCUUAGGCCUACAUCAGCACCACCUAGUCAGAAAUGCCUAAGGAGAGCCUUGAUUGUACAUUUUAAAGUGGCAAUUUUAACUUUUUGGGCGACCCGACCAAAUUUACAUAGAGAUGUGAGUUAUAGAUAUAUAAUUCUACUUGAAAGCAUGUCUAAGAAGUGGUACAUCUGUUCUAUGUGCACGAUUGGCGCAGUGGUCUAAGGCACUGCAUCUCAGUGCUUGAGGCGUCACUACAGACCCCCUGGUUCGAUUCUAGGCUGUAUCACAACCGGCCGUGAUUGCGAGUCCAAUAGGGCGGCGCACAAUUGGCCCAGCGUCGUCCGGGUUUGGCCGGUGUAGGUCGUCAUUGUAAAUAAGAAUUUGUUCUUAACUGACUUGCCUAGUUAAAUAAAGGUAAAAUAAAAUACAUUUUCUAUGCUUCCCAUUCUUCAGUUUUGUUUUUGCGUCUUCUACUUUCAGUUCUGUACACCAGCUUCAAACAGCUGAAACAAUAAUAGUUUUAUUUAUUUUGUAUUUUUAUUUAUUUUUAGGGUGUAGAUCAGCUUUAAUAUUGCAGAUAGAUUGUAACUUCCAUCAAUGUAAUUGUCUGCAUUACUUCCAAUCACCCAUAUGUUUUUUUUUUCUCGCAAAUAUAUAUAUAUAUAUAUAUAAACAUACAUACAGUGAGGGAAAAAAGUAUUUUAUCCCCUGCUGAUUUUGUACGUUUGCCCACUGACAAAGACAUGAUCAGUCUAUCAUUUUAAUGGUAGGUUUAUUUGAACAGUGCGAGACAGAAUAACAACAACAAAAUCCAGAAAAAUGCAUGUCAAACAUGUUAUGAAUUCAUUUGCAUUUUAAUUAGGGAAAUAAGUAUUCGACCCUUGUUGGCAAUCACAUAUAUAAUAUAAUAAUAUAAUAUGCCAUUUAGCAGACGCUUUUAUCCAAAGCGACUUACAGUCAUGUGCGCAUACAUUUUUACGUACAGUGGGGAAAAAAAGUAUUUAGUCAGCCACCAAUUGUGCAAGUUCUCCCACUUAAAAAGAUGAGAGAGGCCUGUAAUUUUCAUCAUAGGUACACGUCAACUAUGACAGACAAAAUGAGAAAAAAAAAUCCAGAAAAUCCCAUUGUAGGAUUUUUUAUGAAUUUAUUUGCAAAUUAUGGUGGAAAAUAAGUAUUUGGUCACCUACAAACAAGCAAGAUUUCUGGCUCUCACAGACCUGUAACUUCUUCUUUCAGAGGCUCCUCUGUCCUCCACUCGUUACCUGUAUUAAUGGCACCUGUUUGAACUUGUUAUCAGUAUAAAAUACACCUGUCCACAACCUCAAACAGUCACACUCCAAACUUCACAAUGGCCAAGACCAAAGAGCUGUCAAAGGACACCAAAAACAACAUUGUAGACCUGCACCAGGCUGGGAAGAAUGAAUCUGCAAUAGGUAAGCAGCUUGGUUUGAAGAAAUCAACUGUGGGAGCAAUUAUUAGGAAAUGGAAGACGUACAAGACCACUGAUAAUCUCCCUCGAUCUGGGGCUCCACGCAAGAUCUCACCCCGUGGGGUCAAAAUGAUCACAAGAACGGUGAGCAAAAAUCCCAGAACCACACGGGGGGACCUAGUGAAUGACCUGCAGAGAGCUGGGACCAAAGUAACAAAGCCAACCAUCAGUAACACACUACGCCGCCAGGGACUCAAAUCCUGCAGUGCGAGACGUGUCCCCCUGCUUAAGCCAGUACAUGUCCAGGCCCGUCUGAAGUGCAUUUGGAUGAUCCAGAAGAGGAUUGGGAGAAUGUCAUAUGGUCAGAUGAAACCAAAAUAUAACUUUUUGGUAAAAACUCAACUCGUCAUGUUUGGAGGACAAAGAAUGCUAAGUUGCAUCCAAAGAACACCAUACCUAUUGUGAAGCAUGGGGUUGGAAACAUCAUGCUUUGGGGCUGUUUUUCUGCAAAGGGACAAGGACGACUGAUUUGUGUAAAGGAAAGAAUGAAUGGGGCCAUGUAUCGUGAGAUUUUGAGUGAAACCCUGCUUCCAUCAGCAAGGGCAUUGAAGAUGAAACGUGGCUGGGUCUUUCAGCAUGACAAUGAUCCCAAACACACCGCCCAGGUAACGAAGGAGUGGCUUCGUAAGAAGCAUUUCAAGGUCCUGGAGUGGCCUAGCCAGUCUCCAGAUCUCAACCCCAUAGAAAAUCUUUGGAGGGAGUUGAAAGUCUGUGUUGCCCAGCGACAGCCCCAAAACAUCACUGCUCUAGAGGAGAUCUGCAUGGAGGAAUGGGCCAAAAUACCAGCAACAGUGUGUGAAAACCUUGUGAAGACUUACAGAAAACGUUUGACCUGUGUCAUUGCCAACAAAGGGUAUAUAACAAAGUAUUGAGAAACUUUUGUUAUUGACCAAAUACUUAUUUUCCACCAUCAUAUGCCAAUAAAUUCAUUAAAAAUCCUACAACGUGAUUUUCUGGAUUUUUUUUUCUCAUUUUGUCUGUCAUAGUUGACGUGUACCUAUGAUGAAAAUUACAGCCCUCUCUCAUCUUUUUAAGUGGGAGAACUUGCACAAUUGGUGGCUGACUAAAUACUUUUUUUCCCCACUGUAUGGGUGGUCCCGGGGAUCGAACCCACUACCCUGGCGUUACAAGCGCCAUGCUCUACCAAUUGAGCUACAGAGGACCACAUAGGUCAGACGUUUCUUGUAGUUGGCUACCAGGUUUGCACACAUCUCAGGAGGGAUUUUGUCCCACUCCUCUUCUCCAAGUCAUUAAGGUUUCGAGGCUGACGUUUGGCAACUCAAACCUUCAGCUCCCUCCACAUAUGUUCUAUGGGAUUAAGGGCUGGAGACUGGCUAGGCCACUCCAGGACCUUAAUGUGCUUCUUCUUGAGCCACUACUUUGUUGCCUUGGCCGUGUGUUUUGGUUCAUUGUCAUGCUGGAAUACCCAUCCACGACCCAUUUUCAAUGCCCUGGCUGAGGGAAGGAGGUUCUCACCCAAGAUUUGACGGUACAUGGCCCCGUCCAUCGUCCCUUUGAUGCAGUGAAGUUGUCCUGUCCCCUUAGCAGAAAAACACCCCCAAAGCAUAAUGUUUCCACCUCCAUGUUUGACGGUGGGGAUGGUGUUAUUGGGGUCAUAGGCAGCAUUCCUCCUCCUCCAAACACGGCGAGUUGAGUUGAUGCCAAAGAGCUCAAUUUCAACCCUGGUAGUCAGAGUUCAACACUUUCACCCAGUUCUCCUCUGAAUCAUUCAGAUGUUCAUUGGCAAACUUCAGACGGGCCUGUAUAUGUGCUUUCUUGAGCAGGGGGACCUUGCGGGCGCUGCAGGAUUUCAGUCCUUCACGGCAUAGUGUGUUACCAAUUGUUUUCUUGGUGACUAUGGUCCCAGCUGCCUUGAGAUCAUUGACAAGAUCCUCCCGUGUAGUUCUGGGCUGAUUCCUCACCGUUCUCAUGAUCAUUGCAACUCCACGAGGUGAGAUCUUGCAUGGAGCCCCAGGCCGAGGGAGAUUGACAGUUAUUUUGUGUUUCUUCCAUUUGCGAAUAAUCGCACCAAUUGUUGUCACCUUCUCACCAAGCUGCUUGGCGAUGGUCUUGUAGCCCAUUCCAGCCUUGUGUAGGUCUACAAUCUUGUCCCUGACAUCCUUGGAGAGCUCUUUGGUCUUGGCCAUGGUGGAGCAUUUGGAAUCUGAUUGAUUGAUUGCUUCUGUGGACAGGUGUCUUUUAUACAGGUAACAAGCUGAGAUUAGGAGCACUCCCUUUAAGAGUGUGCUCCUUAUCUCAGCUUGUUAUCUGUAAAAAAAGACACCUGGGAGCAAGAAAUCUUUCUGAUUGAGAGGGGGUCAAAUACCUAUUUCCCUCAUUUAAAAUGCAAAUCAAUUUAUAACAUUUUUGACAUGCGUUUUUCUGGAUUUUUUUGUUGUUAUUCUGUCUCUCACUGUUCAAAUAAACCUACCAUAAACAUUAUAGACUGAUCAUGUCUGUGUCAGUGGGCAAACAUACAAAAUCAGCAGGGGAUCAAAUACUUUUUUCCAUCACUGUACUUACAGUGGGGAGAACAAGUAUUUGAUACACUGCCAAUUUUGCAGGUUUUCCUACUUACAAAGCAUGUAGAGGUCUGUAAUUUUUAUCAUAGGUACACUUCAACUGUGAGAGACGGAAUCUAAAACAAAAAUCCAGAAAAUCUCAUUUUAUGAUUUUUAAGUAAUUAAUUUGCAUUUUAUUGCAUGACAUAAGUAUUUGAUCACCUACCAACCAGUAAGAAUUCCGGUUCUCACAGACCUGUUAGUUUUUCUUUAAGAAGCCCUCCUGUUCUCCACUCAUUACCUGUAUUAACUCCAUCUGUUUGAUCUUGUUACCUGUAUAAAAGACACCUGUCCACACACUCAAUCAAACAGACUCCAACCUCUCCACAAUGGCCAAGACCAGAGAGCUGUGUAAGGACAUCAGGGAUAACAUUGUAGACCUGCACAAGGCUGGGAUGGGCUACAGGACAAUACGCAAGCAGCUUGGUGAGAAGGCAACAACUGUUGGCGCAAUUAUUCGAAAAUGGAAGAAGUUUAAGAUGACGGUAAUUCACCCUCAGUCUGGGGCUCCAUGCAAGAUCUCACCUCGUGGGGCAUCAAUGAUCAUGAGGAAGGUGAGGGAUCAGCCCAGAACUACACGGCAGGACUUGGUCAAUGACCUGAAGAUAGCUGGGACCACAGUCUCAAAGAAAACCAUUAGUAACAUACUACGCCGUCAUGGAUUAAAAUCCUGCAGCGCACGCAAGGUCCCCCUGCUCAAGCCAGCGCAUGUCCAGGCCCGUCUGAAGUUUGCCAAUGACCAUCUGGAUGAUCCAGAGGAGGAAUGGGAGAAGGUCAUGUGGUCUGAUGAGACAAAAAUAGAGCUUUUUGGUCUAAACUCCACUUGCCGUGUUUGGAGGAAGAAGAAGGAUGAGUACAACCCCAAGAACACCAUCCCAACCGUGAAGCAUGGAGGUGGAAACAUCAUUCUUUGGGGAUGCUUUUCUGCAAAGGGGACAGGACGACUGCACCCUAUUGAGGGGAGGAUGGAUGGGGCCAUGUAUCGCGAGAUCUUGGCCAACAACCUCCUUCCCUCAGUAAGAGCAUUGAAGAUGGGUCGUGGCUGGGUCUUCCAGCAUGACAACGACCCGAAACACACAGCCAGGGCAACUAAGGAGUGGCUCCGUAAGAAGAAUCUCAAGGUCCUGGAGUGGCCUAGCCAGUCUCCAGGCCUGAACCCAAUAGAAAAUCUUUGGAGGGAGCUGAAAGUCCGUAUUGCCCAGCGACAGCCCCGAAACCUGAAGGAUCUGGAGAAGGUCUGUAUGGAGGAGUGGGCCAAAACCUGUGGGCCAAAAGCAGUGUGUGCAAACCUGGUCAAGACCUUCAGGAAACGUAUGAUCUCUGUAAUUGCAAACAAAGGUUUAUGUACCAAAUAUUAAGUUCUGCUUUUCACAUGCUGUUGUGCAAAUGGAAUAGACAACAGGUGGAAAUUAUAGGCAAUUAGCAAGACACCCCCAAUAAAGGACUGGUUUUGCAGGUGGUGACCACAGACCACUUCUCAGUUCCUAUGCUUCCUGGCUGAUGUUUUGGUCACUUUUGAAUGCUAGCGGUGCUUUCACUCUAGUGGUAGCAUGAGACGGAGUCUACAACCCACACAAGUGGCUCAGGUAGUGCAGCUCAUCCAGGAUGGCACAUCAAUGCGAGCUGUGGCAAGAAGGUUUGCUGUGUCUGUCAGCAUAGUGUCCAGAGCAUGGAGGCGCUACCAGGAGACAGGCCAGUACAUCAGGAGACGUGGAGGAGGCCGUAGGAGGGCAACAACCCAGCAGCAGGACUUCUACCUCCGCCUUUGUGCAAGGAGGAGCAGGAGGAGCACUGCCAGAGCCCUGCAAAAUGACCUCCAGCAGGCCACAAAUGUGCAUGUGUCUGCUCAAAUGGUCAGAAACAGACUCCAUGAGGGUGGUAUGAGGGCCCGACGUCCACAGGUGGGGGUUGUGCUUACAGCCCAACACCGUGCAGGACGUUUGGCAUUUGCCAGAGAACACCAAGAUUGGCAAAUUCGCCACUGGCGCCCUGUGCUCUUCACAGAUGAAAGCAGGUUCACACUGAGCAAGUGACAGAGUCUGGAGAUGCCGUGGAGAACGUUCUGCUGCCUGCAACAUCCUCCAGCAUGACCGGUUUGGCGGUGGGUCAGUCAUGGUGUGGGGUGGCAUUUCUUUGGGGGGCCGCACAGCCCUCCAUGUGCUUGCCAGAGGUAGCCUGACUGCCAUUAGGUACCGAGAUGAGAUCCUCAGACCCCUUGUGAGACCAUAUGCUGGUGCGGUUGUCCCUGGGUUCCUCCUAAUGCAAGACAAUGCUAGACCUCAUGUGGCUGGAGUGUGUCAGCAGUUCCUGCAAGAGGAAGGCAUUGUUGCUAUGGACUGGCCUGCCCGUUCCCCAGACCUGAAUCCACUUGAGCACAUCUGGGACAUCCUGUCUCGCUCCAUCCACCAACGCCACGUUGCACCACAGACUGUCCAGGAGUUGGCGGAUGCUUUAGUCCAGGUUUGGGAGGAGAUCCCUCAGGAGACCAUUCGCCACCUCAUCAGGAGCAUGCCCAGGCGUUGUAGGGAGGUCAUACAGGCACGUGGAGGCCACACACUACUGAGCCUCAUUUUGACUUGUUUUAAGGACAUUACAUCAAAGUUGGAUCAGCCUGUAGUGUGGUUUUCCAUUUUAAUUUUGAGGGUGACUCCAAAUCCAGACCUCCAUGGGUUGAUACAUUUGAUUUCCAUUGAUCAUUUUUGUGUGAUUUUGUUGUCAGCUCAUUCAACUAUGUAAAGAAAAAAGUAUUUAAUAAGAUUAUUUCAUUCAUUCAGAUCUAGGAUGUGUUAUUUUAGUGUUCCCUUUAUUUUAUUGAGCAGUGUAUAUACGGAAAACAUAUGCUUUAAGUACUUUGCUUCCUCAUUUGGUAAAUAAUGAGUGACUCCGUCAUUUGUAACCAGUUUCAGUAAAUUAUUUUUGGUAGCAUUUCUAUGUUGAAAAUAAAAACAUAAUUUGGUGCAUUUUUCCCAAUAUUCCAUCCAGUUUGCUUUAUUUUUAUAAUAUAUUACACUUGAUCUUUCUUGAUUAAGUUCCAUCCAUUUCUUUUAGUUUUUUUCUGUAAUUUAUUCAGAGCCUCUAUGUUACAGUUUUUAUUGAUAUCUAUCUGUUCUGUUAGACCUUCCAUUUCCUUUGUUAGUAUGGACUCUUGACCUAAAUUGCUUUUGUUUUCGAGAUGAGUACUGAAUUGCAUGGCCUCUAAAGGCCCAUUUAAAGGUGUCCCAUACAAUAAGGGGAUUUGCUGUACCUAUGUUAUGUCGGACAAAUUCAGUUAUAAAUUCCUUUGUCCUAGUUAAAAACAAGUUAUCAUCCAAUAAGCUUUGAUGAAAUUUCCAAGAUCCUUGCCCACGUGGAAAUUCAGUAAGAGUAAUGUAUAUGCCACUUAUAUGAUGGUCCGACCGCAUUCUGUACCCUAUCAACACUUUUUAAACUUUUGGUGCCAACGGGAAUGACAUAAAAAAGAAGUCAAGACGACUAGCUUGAUUGAGUCUCCGCCAUGUAUAUUUAACUAAGUCAGGAUAUUUAAGUGUCCAUAUAUCCACUAGUUCUAAUGUAUCCAUAACAUUCAUGAUUUACUUAAGAGCAUGAGGGUGAUAGUUUGUAGUGUGAUUUCCUUUACAACAAUAUUUGUGAUUAUGGAAAACACAUUAAGAAGUAAAGAAAUUCCACAAAUUACUUUUAACAUGGCACAUCUGUUAAUUGAAAUGCAUUCCAGGUGAAUCUGGUUGAGAGAAUGCCAAGAGUGUGCAACGCUGUCAUCAAGGCAAAGGGUGGCUAGUUUGAUGAAUCUAAAAUCUAAAAUAUAUUUUGAUUUGUUUAACACUUUUUGGGUUACUACAUGAUUCCAUAUGUGUUAUUUCAUAGUUUUGAUGUCUUCACUAUUAUUUUACAAUGUAGAAAAUAGUUAAAAUAAAGAACCCCUUGAAUUAGUAGGUGUGUCCAAACCUUUGACUGGUACUGUAGCCUGUGUCAUUCUUGGGAGGUGGAACCUAAACAAGCAAUUGCAGGAAUUACGUCAAAAUAGGCGUGGCUUUGCCCUCUGGUGGGCACCUUUAAUAUGCCACAGUGACAGUUUGAUGCUUUAGAACCUCUAGCGACAUGGAAAAGUUGGAAACUAUUAAUUUACUAAUUUAGCUCAUCAAAUAGCUAAUUUGCGUGUGGUAAUUGAGAGGAUGAUUGGUAAAUUGGCUAUGAAUGCUGAGAGCCAAAGUAUAUAGAUGAUUGAAAGACAGGAACCAGGGCGGAGAACGUGUCAGUGACCUUGAUCAGUUAAGUUUCAAAGUUUUAAAGUUAUUCAAACAGCUGACAUCAGUGGCAUCUGAUAACAACUAUGAAUUACCUAGGUUCGAAUAGUAUUUAUUUUCUUUUAAAUACUUUGAAUGUUGUUUGAUUGAGCCUGCAUGGAGUGCCAGAUGGGCGGGGUUUUGUGGUGGACAUUUUAAAUACUAUCAAAUAAGGACAGACAAACUUAUCACACAAGUCAGAGUUGAACUUAAAUUAAAUCUUUAUUAAAAUAACUUAUCGAUAAGUGAGCUGGUCGCAAUACCACACAACCAAGUGGAUAGAGUGAGAGCCCAACGAACAGGAAAUGCUGACGUCUUAUAUAGUGGACCAACAAAUUCUUAGUCAUGGCUGGUUCUACCCCUCCCCGGCAGAUCAGGAGCUACCUUGUUUUCUUCUUGUGGCUUUGUGAAUCAGGUCAUAGCACACAAACAAGUUAUAACGUUAGUUCCGUUACUACUCAUACAGUGGGGAAAAAAAGUAUUUAGUCAGCCACCAAUUGUGCAAGUUCUCCCACUUAAAAAGAUGAGAGAGGCCUGUCAUUUUCAUCAUAGGUACACGUCAACUAUGACAGACAAAAUGAGGAAAAAAAAUCCAGAAAUUCACAUUGUAGGAUUUUUAAUGAAUUUAUUUGCAAAUUAUGGUGGAAAAUAAGUAUUUGGUCAAUAACAAAAGUUUCUCAAUACUUUGUUAUAUACCCUUUGUUGGCAAUGACACAGGUCAAACGUUUUCUGUAAGUCUUCACAAGGUUUUCACACACGGUUGCUGGUAUUUUGGCCCAUUCCUCCAUGCAGAUCUCCUCUAGAGCAGUGAUGUUUUGGGGCUGUCGCUGGGCAACACGGACUUUCAACUCCCUCCAAAGAUUUUCUAUGGGGUUGAGAUCUGGAGACUGGCUAGGCCACUCCAGGACCUUGAAAUGCUUCUUACGAAGCCACUCCUUCGUUGCCCGGGCAGUGUGUUUGGGAUCAUUGUCAUGCUGAAAGACCCAGCCACGUUUCACCUUCACUGCCCUUGCUGAUGGAAGGAGGUUUUCAAUCAAAAUCUCACGAUACAUGGCCCCAUUAAUUCUUUCCUUUACAUGGAUCAGUUGUCCUGGUCCCUUUGCAGAAAAACAGCCCCAAAGCAUGAUGUUUCCACCCCCAUGCUUCACAGUAGGUAUGGUGUUCUUUGGAUGCAACUCAGCAUUCUUUGUCCUCCAAACAUGACGAGUUGAGUUUUUACCAAAAAGUUAUAUUUUGGUUUCAUCUGACCAUUUGACAUUCUCCCAAUCCUCUUCUGGAUCAUCCAAAUGCACUCUAGCAAACUUCAGAUGGGCCUGGACAUGUACUGGCUUAGGCAGGGGGACACGUCUGGCACUGCAGGAUUUGAGUCCCUGGCAGCGUAGUGUGUUACUGAUGGUAGGCUUUGUUACUUUGGUCCCAGCUCUCUGCAGGUCAUUCACUUGGUCCCCCCGUGUGGUUUUGGGAUUUUUGCUCACCGUUCUUGUGGUCAUUUUGACCCCACGGGGUGAGAUCUUGCGUGGAGCCCCAGAUCGAGGGAGAUUAUCAGUGGUCUUGUAUGUCUUCCAUUUCCUAAUAAUUGCUCCCACAGUUGAUUUCUUCAAUCCAAGCUGCUUACCUAUUGCAGAUUCAGUCUUCCCAGCCUGGUGCAGGUCUACAAUUUUGUUUCUGGUGUCUUUUGACAGCUCUUUGGUCUUGGCCAUAGUGGAGUUUGGAGUGUGACUGUUUGAGGUUGUGGACAGGUGUCUUUUAUACUGAUAACAAGUUCAAACAGGUGCCAUUAAUACAGGUAACGAGUGGAGGACAGAGGAGCCUCUUAAAGAAGAAGUUACAGGUCUGUGAGAGCCAGAAAUCUUGCUUGUUUGUAGGUGACCAAAUACUUAUUUUCCACCAUAAUUUGCAAAUAAAUUCAUUACAAAUCCUACAAUGUGAUUUUCUGGAGAAAAAAAAUCUCAAUUUGUCUUUCAUAGUUGACGUGUACCUAUGAUGAAAAUUACAGGCCUCUCUCAUCUUUUUAAGUGGGAGAACUUGCACAAUUGGUGGCUGACUAAAUACUUUUUUUCCCCACUGUAUAUCCACAGUAAAACGAGUCCUAUAUCGACAUAACCUGAAAGGCCGCUCAGCAAGGAAGAAGCCACUGUUCCAAAACCGCCAUAAAAAAGCCAGACUACGGUUUGCAACUGCACAUGGGGACAAAGAUCGUACUUUUUGGAGAAAUGUCCUCCGGUCUGAUGAAACAAAAAUAGAACUGUUUGGCCAUAAUGACCAUCGUUAUGUUUGGAGGAAAAAGGGGGUUGCUUGCAAGCUGAAGAACACCAUCCCAACCGUGAAGCACGGGGGUGGCAGCAUCAUGCUGCAAAAGCGUCUGGGCAUUAAGCCAAUAUUCCACUCCUACUGAGCCGACCUUGUGAGUAAACCUCUGUCUACAACAGGCGCAUUUCUAAGUAUGCAACAGGUCAAACAUCACUGACCUCAGACAUUAUUUAAAGACAUUUCAAACAUUUUGUGUACCAGGUUUACACUGGGUGUUUCAGUACAUUUGUUAUCAGGAUAAUUUACGUGUGCAACCAAAACUCUGGCAAUAGAAACUUCAGAAAAUGUCAUUUGUGUGCCCUUUAAGGUGGAUUUUAAACACCAAUAGAUUAAAUGGUUUAGAAUGAUCCGGCAAACCUAAACAAGGAGAAAAGGUUAGCAACUGUGUCAGAUUUUGUCAACUGCCUGCAAAUCCUCAGGAGUCCACUUUAUCUUGUCCUUCAUCGCCAUCUUGUGGCCAUGGGUGAAAUCAGAAAAUGGAUUUCCACCAUUCCUGUAAGUGUCAACAUGUGUUAAACAGUUCAAACAGUUCAUCAUUAUGCAAUCAUUCAUUCACAAUCAUUCUGUUAUUGUGUGCGUCCAUACAUUAAUUCAUGGGGUACCCCUCUUUAUUUGUUUAGUUCUCUAACAGUAUCUACAUUUCUUAACAGCAGUCAAAUCAUCUUAGAUCAAUCAGUUAACUAAUUCCAGGCCUAUUUUAAAUUGAAUUAGGUUCACUUCAAUUCAAUUCCAAAGAUCAGUCAACACAAUUCUCACUACUUAAAAUUAAGUUCCCGAAAGGACAGGUAUUCUUACUACACGUAACAACUUACUUGAAAACCAGGAAUCGGUUACAUCAAGAACACCUUUUCAAAUGGUGUACACAGGCCUUCUCUACACAAGGCUAAAAGCAUUUAACCUUUAAAACGUAGAAUUCUAAUGUCUUCACCGGUAGUGCUGUGAAAGCAAAGGUUAGCGGUUACAACACUGCUACAACUAGCAGGUUGACAGAAAAUGGUAUUGUUGGAAAUCAGUCAUAACUCCUUGAGUCAGUAGCUUAGUUAUAAUUUUGUAAAACUACAGUCUACAAAAUAAAUGACAUCUAAAACAAUUAUAACCCGCUAACAGCAGUAAAUGCUUUUCAAGCAGUGCAUUUCUCUUACAAAAACAAUCAUCAAAAUAAAUCACAUAACAUAGUUGGAUUGGGAACCACAGGGGCACGAGCAAACACAGCAUUAUUCACAGGCCUUAAACCUUGUACAAAACACCAAUCCCCUGAGGCUUUUCUUACUGGAAAGAUAGGGGUAUUGCAAGGUUACUCUGGACACAGGACUAACGCUCUGUGCUCUAACAGUGAGGCAUAUACAGGUGUGAUACCCGCAAUAGCCUCUUUACUGAGUGGAUACUUUGCUCUGGAGGGAGACUGGUAUCUUUGGGAGUGACUACAAGGGGCUCAGCCCCCUUCAUCCUGGGGGGGGGGAUUUUGUGUAAAUAGUCCGGGUAGCCAUGAUUAGCUGUUCAGGAGUCUUAUGGCUUGGGGGUAGAAGCUGUUGAGGAGUCUUUUGGACCUAAACUUGGCACUCCGGUACCGCUUGCCGUGCGGUAGCAGAGAGAACAGUCUAUGACUAGGGUGGCUGGAGUCUUUGAUAAUUUUGAGGGCUUUCCUCUGACACCGCCUGGUAUAGAGGUCCUGGAUGGCAGGAAGCUUGGCCCCAGUGAUGUACUGGGCCGUACGCACUACCCUCUGUAGUGCCUUGCGGUCGGAGGCCAAGCAGUUGCCAUACCAGGCGGUGAUGCAACCAGUCAGGAUGCUCUCGAUGAUGCAGCUGUAGAAUUUUUUGAGGAUCUGAGGACCCAUGCCAAAUCUUUUCAGUCUCCUGAGGGGGAAUAGGCUUUGUCGUGCCCUCUUCACGACUGUCUUGGUGUGUUUGGACCAUGAUAGUUCGUUGGUGAUGUGGACACCAAGGAACUUGAAGCUCUCAACCUGUUCCACUACAGCCCCGUCGAUGAGAAUGGGGGCGUGCUCAGUCCUCUUUUUUUUCCUGUAGUCCACAAUCAUCUCCUUUGUCUUGGUCACGUUGAGGGAGAGGUUGUUGUCCUGGCACCACACGGCCAGGUCUCUGACCUCCUCCCUAUAGGCUGUCUCAUCGUUGUCGAUGAUCAGGCCUACCACUGUUGUGUCGUCGGCAAACUUAAUGAUGGUGUUGGAGUCGUGCCUGGCCAUGCAGUCAUGGGUGAACAGGGAGUACAGGAGGGGACUGAGCACGCACCCCUGAGGGGCCCCCUGUGUUGAGGAUCAUUGUGGCAGAUGUGUUCUUACCUACCCUUACCACUUGGGGGCGGCCUGUCAGGAAGUCCAGGAUCCAGUUGCAGAGGGAGUUGUUUAGUCCCAGGAUCCUUAGCUUAGUGAUGAGCUUUGAGGGCAUUAUGGUGUUGAAUGCUGAGCUGUAGUCAAUGAAUAGCAUUCUCACGUAGGUGUUCCUCUUCUCCAGGUGGGAAAGGGCAGUGUGGAGUGCAAUAGAGAUUGCAUCAUCUGUGGAUAUGUUGGGGCGGUAUGCAAAUUGGAGUGAGUCUAGGGUUUCUGGGAUAAUGCUGUUGAUGUGAGCCAUGACCAGCCUUUCGAAGCACUUCAUGGUUGCAGACGUCAGUGCUAUGGGUCGGUAGUCAUUUAGGCAGGUUAUCUUAGAGUCCUUGGGCACGGGGACUAUGGUGGUCUGCUUGAAACAUGUUGGUAUUACAGACUCAGUCAGGGACAUGUUGAAAAUGUCAGUGAAGACACUUGCCAGUUGGUCAGCACAUGCUCGGAGUACACGUCCUGGUAAUCCGUCUGGCCCAGCGGCCUUGUGAAUGUUGACCUGCUUAAAAGUCUUAAUCACAUCGGCUACGGAGAGCGUGAUCACAUAGUCAUCCGGAACAGCUGGUGCUCUCAUGCAUGCUUCAGUGUUGCUUGCCUCGAAGCGAGCAUAGAAGUGGUUUAGCUCGUCUGGAAGUCUUGUGUCACUGGGCAGCUCGCGGCUGUGCUUCCCUUUGUAGUCUGUAAUAGUUUUCAAGCCCUGCCACAUCCGACGAGCGUCAGAGCCAGUGUAGUACGAUUCAAUCUUAGUCCUGUAUUGACUCUUUGCCUGUUUGAUGGUUCGUCGGAGGGCAUAGCAGGAUUUCUUAUAAGCGUCCGGGUUAGAGUCCCGCUCCUUGAAAGCGGCAGCUCUACCCUUUAGCUCAGUGCGGAUGUUUCCUGUAAUCCAUGGCUUCUGGUUGGGGUAUGUACAUACGGUCACUGUGGGGACGACAUCAUCGAUGCACUUAUUGAUGAAGCCAGUGACUGAUGUGGUGUACUCCUCAAUGCUAUCUGAAGAAUCCCGGAACAUGUUCCAGUCUGUGCUAGCAAAACGGAUUUAAGUUUCCCUGCAUUAAAGUCCCCGGCCACUAGGAGCGCUGCAUCUGGAUGAGCGUUUUCCUGUUGAUUUAUGGCCUUAUGCAGCUCAUUCAAUGCAAUCUUAAUGCCAGCAUUGGUUUGUGGUGGUAAAUAGACAGCUAUGAAAAAUAUAGAUGAAAACUCUCUUGGUAAAUAGUGUGGUCUACAGCUUAUCAUAAGAUACUCUACCUCAGGCGAGCAAAACCUUGAGACUUCCUUAGUAUUUGAUUUUGUGCACCAGCUGUUUUUUACAAAUAUACACAGACCGCCACCCCUUGUCUUACCGGAGUCAGCCGUUCUAUCCUGCCGAUGUAGCGUAUAGCCCGCUAGCUGUAUGUUAUCCAUGUCGUCGUUCAGCCACGACUCUGUGAAACAUAAGAUAUUACAGUUUCUAAUGUCCCGUUGGUAGGAUAACCGUAAUCUUAGGUCAUCCAAUUUGUUAUCGAAUGAUUGAAGAUUGGCUAAUAGGAUUGAUGGAAGAGGCAGUUUACUCGCUCGCCGUCGGAUCCUUACAAGGCACCCCGACCUACGUCCACGAUAUCUCCGUCUCUUCCUCACGCGAAUGACGGGGAUUUGGGCCUUGUCGGGUGUCUGUAGGAUAUCCCUCGCGGCCGCCUCGUUGAAGAAAUUAAAAAAAUUAAAAUAAUAAUAAUCACUGCUACAAUACAACCCUUCACACUGGAUAGAUUCUGGCGCUACACUUUCUAACAGCCAUUUGUUCUCAUCUCAGGUCUCUUGUCAAUGGUGAGAAAUGGGAGGUGCAAUGUAAGCCUGCUUCAGACAUAACUGCCCUCGUGACCCCAAUGCAUAAUACCAGUCACAAAACUCAGACAUUAACAUCAAUUGCUCCCCCUCCUCACAAAUAACAGUUAAACCGGUUGGGCCACAUGUUAUGUUGAUGCCUAGUUUACACAGGAGGUCCCUGCCCAUCAGAUUGACAGGACAGUGGUCAGAGUAGAGAAAUUGAUGCUGACACUUCUCCUCAUAAAAGGAGACAGGCAGAGGCAUAGUUACAUGCUCUCUGAAUGGGAGGCCUGAAGGCCCUAGUUUUGACUGUUUCACUAGACAUGGGAGGUUUUGUCAUAGCCUUUACAGUUAAUCACAGACAUCGUAGCUCCCGUAUCAACAAUAAAUAUUAUUGACUCAACAUUGAUGAAAGCCUCCACUGUUAGCUUGAUUCGAGGAAGGUUAUGGUUCUUUAAAAACAAAUGUUCUGGUUGCUCUGACAAUUCUAACUAAACUACUUCUCCCUUCUCCUCCUCUCCUGGAUUGUACAGGGCCGUCUGUGCAGGCGGCCCCAUCUGCCAGGCCCCAGGCUGGCCUCUGCCUUGAGGGCCCCCUUGUGGGCCUGGCCAUU